AUGAAACUGGAGGCUGUCGUGGAGCAGCUGCAAAAGCAGAAGCAGCAGCAACAGCAAGCAGCCCCUCUGCAGAUGGAUUCCAGGGAGAGGCAACAGAGGCAGAUGAGGGAAUCCCAGCUGCAUUAUGCCCAGCAGCUGACGGUGCAGCAAGCUGCUCUUGGUGCCACAUCUGGAAAGGCUCCAGGUGGCCCCCUCCUUGGUCCUUCUGCCCGAGUCCCACCUGUGCUUGGGGCUGCCCAGACGUUUGAUCAGAGCAGUAUGAACUCGGAGGAGGAGGAGGAAGAAGAAGAAGAGGAGGAAGAGGAGGGAGGAGAAGAAGAUUUGGAAGAUGGUGACCUUGAGGAUGAUGCACCAAGAACUGGGAAAGAGUCAUGUUCCGCUUUGAAGUAUUUUCAUGCUUCCAAAGUUGCCCCCCACAACCAAAGAGUGGCUUCUUCCUCGAAUCCUCUGCCUAUUCUAGGGGGGCAGCGGGGACAGCAGGGAAAGGAUGAGCAGGGUAAUGAGUCUGCCAACCCUCCAUAUUGUGGUUCAUCAUCUGGAAGGCAGGCCUGGAGGCUGGAUGAGCAGCUCAAGCAGGUCAGUAAUAGUGGUUGUUACCCCUGCCACCCGGGUUGACUGUUGGUGGUCCUGGAAGCAGGCACUUCCCUUGAGGGAUUCCGUUGGUGCAGCCUUUGCCAACCUGGUGCCCUACAGAUAUUUUGGACUGCAAUUUCCAUCAGCUGGUCAGGGCUGAUGGGAGUGGUAGUCUAAAAGCAUCUGCAGGUAGUAGGUCGGCAGAAAGCUGUGUUAGAGCUUGCCAAAUGACUGUCUUGGGCAGAUCAAGUAUCAAUCAAUUAAAUCUUUAUUACGGUCAUAGACCAGCAUAAGGGCAGAUCAAGUAGUUUACCUGCCUAUAAAAUAAUAGGAAAGACUGCAGCACUGUGGUGAAGGCUAUUGCAGUCCAAUCCCUUGAGAAAUGUUAGUUCUGAAAAGGGGGAAAGGUAAAUCAUAGAAUUGUAGAGUUGGAAGGGACCCCUGACGGUUCAUCUAGUCCAACCCCCUGCAAUGCAGGAAUCUCAACUAAAGCAUCCAGGACACAUGACCCUCCAACCUAUGUUUAAAAACCUCCACCUUUCAUGGGAGUCUGUCAAAGUGCUCUUGCUGUCAGUUCUUUCUGACAUUUAGUUGGAAUCUCCUUUCUUGAAUCCAUUGGUUUAGGUCCUUGCCUCCAGAGCAGGAGAAAACAAGCCUGCCCCAUCUGCCAUGUGACAGCCCCCUAGCCAUUUGAAGAUGGCCACCAUGUCUCCUCUCAGUCUCCUUCCUCCCAGGCCAAGCGCAUCCAACUCCCUCAACCAUUCCCCACAAGACCCUUUCUCAUCCUGGUCACCCUCCUCUGCAUAUUGCAGCUUCUCAAUAUCCUUCUUAAAUUGUGCACCAAAACUGGAUACAGUAUUCCAGAUGUGGUCUGGCCAAGGCAGAAUAGAGUGGUACUAUAACUUCCCAUUAACCUAGACAUUAUACUUCGAUUGAUGAAGCCUAGAAUAUCAUUAGCUUUUUUUGCUGCUGCUGCAUCACAUUGUUGACUCGUGUUAAGCUUGUGGUCUACUAAGACCCUUAGAUCCUUUUCACAUCUACUACUAGCAAUCCAGGUGUCCCCCGACUUAUAUUUGUGCAGCUGGUACCUGUGGGCUGUCAAGCCAACCCCUUUGUAGCUUUUUUCAAAAACAGAAGGGAAGCCUUUUGCUUUUUGCAGCUCCUGCCUGCCACUGUGGGCCCAGGAAGGGAAGGUGAAGUGCAUGGCAGGAAUGUGGCGAACCCUCUGAGCACACCUUGGGAAGUCUCCCCAGCUCCCUUAACAGUUUCCAUUUGCAGCUGAUGCUGGCAGCUUUGGUAUUGUUGGCUGGAGAGUAAUGGGCACUCUAUACUGCUAUGUGUGACUCUUCUGUGGUCAAAGAGCUUUUUGGGUGUUGCAAUUCAAAUCAUGCAGUGUGAUGCAACUGGCAGAAGUUCAGCCAGCCUGCUGAGUCAAUUGUAAAUUGGUCUCUAGGUGUUCAUGAACCAUCUUGCAUGGGGGUUGGCUGACCUUUAGUUGCACAUCCUCUUUGCUUGUUGCUGAGGAGUGAUUACUCUAAAUGGUUCUAGAGAAUUAGCACGUUGGUAUUUUACAGCAAGUACAAAAGACGCGGGUGGCGCUGUGGGUUAAACCACAGAGCCUAGGACUUGCCGAUCAGAAGGUCGGCGGUUCGAAUCCCCGCAACAGGGUGAGCUCCCGUUUCUCAGUCCCUGCUCCUGCCAACCUAGCAGUUCGAAAGCACAUUAAAGUGCAAGUAGAUAAAUAGGUACUGCUCCAGCGGGAAGGUAAACGGUGUUUCCGUGCACUGCUCCGGUUCUCCAGAAGUGGCUUAGUCAUGCUAGCCACAUGACCCGGAAGCUGUACGCCGGCUCCCUGGGCCAAUAAAGCGAGAUGAGUGCCACAACCCCAGAGUCAGUCACGACUGGACCUAAUGGUCAGGGAUCCCUUUACUUUUAUCUUACAAAAGAAAAAAGGAAAAAAUCCUGUGGUACCUUAAAAUUGAGCAGUUUUGCAGUAGCAUCAGUGUUUGUGAAGUAUAGUCUAUUUCUUGCUCCUGAUGAAAUGUCAUCCUCAGGUGAGAGAGAGAGAUGACAGAAGUGUGUGUGUGUACACACACACACACACACACACACAGAGAGAGAGAGAGAGAGAGAUCUGUGUACCCAUGUGGGAAGAAAACACAAUAAAGGUCAUAGCAUGCAAUAGGUUCAACUUCUGCCAUUUCUGUGCAUGGAUGAAAUGUAUACAGAUUAGUCCCAUGACCAUUCACAACGGCAGUAACUGGUGUUGCAGUGAGCACAUCUGCAAAAGGAGCAAGGGGAGUGUCAGUCAGGUGGUGGCAAGCCGUCUGGCAAAUGAUCAUUGGCCCUCCACAGAUAAACUGCACAGCUCAGUUGAGCUUUUGAUGUAUAGAAAUCCUACUGGACAAUUACCCUCUGCCAUAUCACAACCUGCUCGAUAUAAGCUGACCCUGACAGAGGUGUGCAAUCUGUGUCAUUGUAAAUAGUGUGAUGUGAAUUCUGUCAUGCUAUGUGAAGGUGCUGUGCUGGCUGUUCAAUGUGAGCAGUCCCUAAAUAAUUCCAGAAAUUCCUGGCCUUUAAUGUUAUAAAUAGCCAAUGGUGAAGGGAGUGCUGGGUGCCAACAGUUUGCAUUCCUGUUUGUUUACUUAGAACAAUAGAAUUGUAGAGUUGGAAGAGACCCCGGGGGUAAUCUAGUACAACCCCCUGUAAUGCAGGAAUCUCAAUACGCUGUUCCCCAUCCAAUUUGAAACCAUACUGGACCCUGCUUAGCUUUGUAAUUGGGCUAGCAGUUUUACUGCUUCACCACUAGGUGUUUGUUUGUUUGUUUGUUUGUGUGUUUGUUUGCUUUAUUUUAGGAUUUUUAUUCUGGCAUUUUACUUUACAGAGUUUUCAUAUUUAGUUAAAAACAAUACAUACCUUUAAAAUAAAAACAUUCUAAACAAUAAAAUAGCAUAUAUUAGGCAAACUGAAAACUAGGGAGAGUGUCACAUUAGUAACAAACAAAAAUGAAAAGGUCUUCAGCCUACAUUGGAUGGUCCAGAGAGGGGGCUAAGCAAAUUUAACAGAAUUGUUGAAUUGUAGAGUUGGAUGGGGUCCUCAGGGGUCAUCUAGUCCAACUCUCUGCAAUGUGGGAAUUACAGCUAAAGAGUCCUUGACAGGACCAGCCAACCUCUGUUUGAAAACCUCCAACAAAUGAGAGCCCAUCACCUUCUGAGGGAGUCCGUUCUACUGUUGAGCAGCUCCUACAGCCAGCAAGUUCUUCCUAAUCUUUAGUCGGCAUCUCCUUUCUUGUCAUUGAAUAGUUUGGUUCUCCCAUCUGGAGCAGGAGAAAACAAGCUUGCUUCAUCUUCCGUGGGACAACCCUCUAACUAGUUGAACAUACCACCUUAGUCUCCUCUUCUCCAGGUGAAGCAUGUAGCCUCAUGAGACGUGGUUUCUAGCCACAUCUGGAAACCACAUCUGGGCAUUGUACUCAAGUAGGCCUUUCCCUGUGUGCCCACCAGCUGUGCUUCUGAUGAUGGCAGGAUACACAGAAGGAUCUCUCUCACUGACUUCAGUGGACAGCUGGUGUGUAUGGGGAAAGCUGGUUCUCUUCCGUUUCCUAAGCCCACCUUGCUUAAGACUUUAAUGGACAUACUGAGCAGUUUCAGCUGUGCUUGGAAAUAGACCCACAGGUCGUGCAACAUGCUUCAAGGCCUGGGUUUGGUCAGCACUUUUCACAGCUAUAACCGAAGUUCCUGAGUGGCCUCCCAAAUCAGCCCACGUGGAGUUUGUUACCAGUCAUCCAGCCUUGAUGACUUGCAGCGGUUCUCAACCUGUGGGUCCCCAGAUGUUGUUGGACUACAACUCCCAUCAUCCCUGACCACUGGUCAUGUUGGCUAGGAAUGAUGGAAGUUGUAGUCCAACAACAUCUGGGGACCCACAGGUUGAGAAACACUGAAAAGGCAUGUGUCGCAAGGAGGACAGUGUUACAAGCCAGGACUGGUCAGCCUACGGUACUCCACCUGCUGUUGGGACUCCCUUUCCCAGCAGCCCCAGCCAUCAUGGCUACGCAUCAGGGAAAAUGGGGGUUAUCUGCCCAUAGCUGAAGGAGCCACAGGCUACCCACCCUGUUUCAGGCUAUGGUGGGCAGUCGCUCCAGAGCAUUCAUGGCCACAUGAUAUAGUGAUGGCUACUAGCUUAGUUGGCUUUGAAAGAAGGCUAGGUAAAUUCGCAGGAAACAUCUGUCUUUGACUGUUGGUCAUAGAUCGUCAGGGACGCAGGUGGCGCUGUGGGUUAAACCACAGAGCCUAGGACUUGCCGAUCAGAAGGUCGGUGGUUCGAAUCCCCGCCAUGGGGUGAGCUCCUGUUGCUCUGUCCCUGCUCCUGCCAACCUAGCAGUUCGAAAGCACGUCAAAGUGCAAGUAGAUAAAUAGGUACCGCUCCGGUGGGAAGGUAAAAGGCGUUUCCGUGUGCUGCUCUGGUUUGCCAGAAGCAGCUUAGUCAUGCUGGCCGCAUGACCUGGAAGCUGUACGCCGGCUCCCUUGGCCAGUAAAGCGAGAUGAGCGCCACAACCCCAGAGUCGGUCACGACUGGACCUAAUGGUCAGGGGCCCCUUUACCUUUACCUUUACCAUAGAUCGUCAUAUGUAAACUCCAGGUUGAUUUAGAAGUUGAUCAGGAGGCAAAGACGAGGGCUUUUGCCAUCAUACCCUGCUUAUUGGCUUCCUUAAGGUGGACCAGCUCCCCUCACCCCAUACCCUUGGCAGAGCCUAAUGAGAUUGUAGUCCCACAACAUCAAAUGCUUACCCUUGUGCAGGUGGAAGAAAUGGAAUCAUUUGAUCUCUCUUGGUAAUGUUCUUCUGUCAGAUAGUUAACAAGUUCUCCUUAAAUGGUGUUUUACAUUGACCAGUACAUAUGUUUGAUCUAAAAAUGGCUCUCUGCUGCAUUAACUUCACUUGAAAUUGACACUCUGAACCAAAAUGUGUUUUUGGCAUGAUGCCACUUUCCCCGUUCUUCAACCUCAUUUUAAAACUCGAGCUCCGUCCCACUGUAGCUAGUCCUGUUUUCAGUUGCUAAAUACUAUUGGAAGGCAGGCAGGUGGUGAUGCCUGGCUGCUUGGAGUUCCAUUCAGCCUCCCACAGUCAAGUAAAUAAUUGUAGAGCACCCUUGCAGACAAAAGAGCUGGCUCAGCUUAUGAGACAGGGGCGGGGAGAAUCUUGUCAGCACAAAAUGAGGAGGGAAGGGUUGGCCGCUUGUCAAGGGACUGGCAAAUCCCCAAAGGAAAGCAGAGGGAGCCAUUUCGGCUUUUUAUCUCCCCUAAGCUUCCCGGAUCCAUCUGGGCUCAGUCGGCUACAGUAGGAUGGUUAUUAUGGCCGGCUGCAAUUGAGCAGAGGAGAAAUGAAAACUUUGCAGGGGAAGGAUGUUCCUUGCAGAGGUGUGGGCCCCUCUCCAGUUGUAGGCAUAGCUGAAUACUUUCUCAGGUUACCAGGGAGAAGAAGAAGUGCAGAGAGAAUUGCAUCAAGUUCUGUUCACUUGGGGUAACAUUUCACAGCAAGUUACAUAACUCUUCCACUGCAUGUUUAAAAUGCUUGUGUUUACAUUUAUAUGACUUUGUUGCAUAGAAACAGUGGCACAGAUUUUCAAGCAGAUAAGUUUAUCUUAAUAUGUGUACACUUGUGGAUGUUUGAGUUCUCCAUCAGAUCCAUUUAAGAUGUGUCAGAUUGAGGUCAAAAGUGAAGAAACAGUCUUGAAGUCCGGAAUCUGAAUGUGGUAUGGUAUGGGUUUAUUAUUAUUUUAAGCCUUGCACAUGCAGCGCAAUGCUUAGUUUAGAUGCUGAUGAUGAAUUUGGAAUCUGAAACAUCUCUGCCAUGAACAUAAAAUCUCCGAAUGCUCUCACACACAAAUUUAUGGCUGGAGGAGAAAAUGUGAUGUUCCUAGGACAGUGUUCAAAAUAGUCAUGUCCAUGCAUUGAAAUUUGUUAUUUAUUUUCUCUUGAUGUCCCAGGUCCAUUUGUUUAGAUAAUAUGAAUUUUAGUCUGCUUGGGACAGAAACUGCUGUCUUGUUUGUUGCACUCUUUGCAAAGUUCUGUCACUGUAUAGUGACUAAAACAUCUAGAAUGUAGCUAAGCAGGCAGAAGCAAGGUUGAUUCUGAGUGACUGGGGCCAUUCGUGUCUCUGGGACAGGACACCUGCAUCUAUCCCAGUGGCCAGUAUUAAGGAUGGACAGCAAGUCUAGCCUUCAUUGCAACCAGGGCUUCUUUUCAGCCGGAACUUGCUGGAACUCAGUUCCGGCACCUCUCAGGGGGCUCCUUUGCUAUUCUAGGAGAACAAGGAAGGUGUCCAUGGUGAGUUCCGGCACCUCUUUUUCUAGAAGAAUAGCACAGAUUGUAACCAAGAAUGCCAUUAGGUGUGGAGAUGCGCAGCAACUAUUUACUUAGUUGAGAGAAAAUAAUAGAGGUGGUGGUACUUGGAGCACUGCUGGGGUAGAGGCAAGUGCCCUGUCCCAGAGACAUGAGUGGUCCCAGUCCCUGAAAAUCAACCUUGCUUCUGUCUUCUGAGCUACAUCCUAGAUUCAGUUUUGUAGCGGUUGCUGUGGAAAGUGAGGGAUGUGUGUGCAAAGAUGUGUGAUCAAGCCGGUGUCUGGAUGCAGUAGUGGGAUGGAUAAGGUCUAAUAAACGACGUCUGGAUCCUAGCAGGAUGGACACUGUGUCAGUGAGUGGUUCCCAGGUCUAGGAAGUAAUUCAGACGCCUGUGCUGGACGGGGUUGCUCUCUCCCUGAAGGAGUAAGUGCGUAGUUAAGAGGUGCUCCUGGAUCCAGCUCUGUUGCUGAAUGCCCAGGCGUUCUUGGUGGCUAGGAGUGCCUUUUACGGCCUUCAAUUGGUAAGAUCACUAUGGUCAGUCUUGGAUUGGGUUAGCUUGAGCACAGUUGUCCAUGCAUUGCUAACCUCUUGGUUGGAUUACUACAAUGCACCAUGUGUGGGGCUUAGUUGGAAGGUGCAGCUAGUGCAAAACCAAAUGACUAGGUUGCUGGGGCGGGUAGCAAAAUAACCUCAGCCUGCUUGCAGGAUUUGUGCUGGUUGCUAAUCCGCUACUGGGCAAAGUUCAAAGUGCUUGUACCAAUAUAUUGGUACCCUUUGUUGGUACCCUUUACAGCUCAGGACCAGGUUACUUGAGAAACUGCCUUAUCCCUUAAAUGCUCAGGGGAUAGUUGCAGUCUGUAGGACAGUUUCUCCUGCAAGUUCCAAAGAUUUCAGAAUCCUGCUCCAUAGUAACCUGGAGCAGGGCUUUUCUGUGGAAUAGUAUUCCUGUCAGAAUAAGACAGUCACCCACUGUCUGCAAUUUCCAGAAACAAUUGGAGACAUUUUUGUUCCAGCUGGUUAAAUGGGUCUUUGCCACGAGUGUCUAGUUUGUAUGGUUUUAUCAUAGGUGUGUAAUAUGAUAUGUGUAGCAUCUGGGAGGGACUUAGUCAGCCUGCAGGCUUCAUUUUGAAAAUGAGUCUCUUAAGCUGAGCUCAUGGUUACAGCGUAAACCUAGUAUUUGUUGCCCCCACUGCUGACCUGCCCACUCUGGGUAACUUGUGUGUUGAAGAGUUCUGGAGAACUAAGCAGCUUGCCACACUUUUGUGACAUUUUGGUUGGUCCCAACUGAGGCGUUGCCUAACCAUGGAUUUUAAAGUUGUUAAGGAAGUCUAACGAAAGAGUCAACUGGUCAACUACACAUGCAAAAUUUAGUGUAUUUCCUUUUUUGUCACACUUAACCUUGAUUGGUUUCAUGUUUCUCAGGCAUUUAGAAAGCCACAGGAGCUUUCACACCACUUGCUGGUGGGGGGGGGGGGGAGUAGGAUUUCCCAGCUCUUAUUAUUAUACUUAUUUCUUUAUCUUCUGCCUUUGCGCCAGACUCAAGGCAGCUCAUGCAACGUAUAACAGGCAAUAGAAGGUGUACAUCGGGGGGCGGUGUCUGUGUGGGAGAGAUAAUUACUGCAGCAUUCUUCUUUGCUAGUGCUUAAGAGCUUCCAGCACAGUAUAGUAAACCUGAUCUUAUCAUAGUGUUGUACUACAACAGUUUUUCUUUUUAACAGCAUCUGGUUCACUUCCGAGGGCUCCUCUCUCCACCCACAGAAAGAAUUUCUGCUGCUUCCCCAGUAAUCUUCAAAUACCCCCACCACCACCUCUCUCACUUCUGUGUGUGUGUGUGUGGCAAAGCUGGUGGGCAAAACCAGAACAGAUCCUUGGUCAACCUUUCCUUGUCUCAAAAGGAGUGCUUAUUCCUGAAGAAACCACCACUUUAGAUAUUCAAGCCUUGCUAUUUUCUAAAUAAAUAGAAUAGACAAGGGCGGGAGGGGGUUACAAAUCAAAGAGGACUAAAAUAAUGAAGAUGGUUAGUCUGGGAUUUGAAGAGCCAUUGUCAGAUAUGGCUGAACCUCUUAAUUUUCACGGCAUUCACAUUUUCAAAUGGUCCUACAUUCACUGCUGCUCCCAUAACCUCUCAGUGGUAAGAACAAUUCUCACAAAUUCAGGCUGAUGAUUGGAGAAGGCUUUGGCCUUUCCCUGCCUGAGAUUCUGCUUCAGCCAUUGUGAUUUGUACUUGAGGGCCUUGAGACUGGGCUACAGCAGCAAAAAAAGCUAAUGCUGUUCUAGGCUGCAUCAACAGAAGUAUAAUGUCCAGAUCAAGGGAAGUAAUAGUACCACUCUAUUCUUCCUUGGUCAGACCCCACCUGGAAUACUGUGUCCAAUUCUGGGCACCACAAUUUAAGAAGGAUGUUGACAAACUGGAACGGGUGCAGAGGAGGGCAACCAAGAGGACCAAGGGUCUGGAAACCAAGCCUUACGAGGAAUGGUUGAAGGAGCUGGGUAUGUUUAGCCUGGAAAAGAGGAGACUGAGAGGAGGUAUGAUAACCAUCUUCAAAUAUAUCAAGGGUUGCCUGUCACAUGGAAGUGGGAACAACUUUGUUUUCUCCUUCUCUGGAGGGUAGGACUCAAACCAAUGGCUUCAAGUUACAAUAAAGGAGAUUCCAACUAAACAUCAGGAAGAACUUUCUGACAGAGCUGUUUGACAGUGGAACGGUCUCCCUCAGGAGGUUGUGGACUCUUCUCCCUUGGAGGUUUUUAAGCAGAGGUUGGGUUGCCAUCUAUCAUAGAUGCUUUAGUUGAGAUUCCUGCAUUGCAGGGGGUUGAACUAGAUGACUCAUGGGUCCCUUCCAACUCUACAAUUCUAUGAUUCUAAGACUAGUCACAAGUUGUUCCUAAAUGCCAUGGCACUUUUUUGACAGGGUGAAACGCAUCACAGCAACUUAAGCAACUGCAGGGGAUGUUUGCAGCCUUUCUGCUCUUAAGUUUGUUUCUGACAUUUAUAUCCCUAAAUAGCUUGGGUGCUGCAUAUAGCAAUAUCAGAUGCCUUUGUAGACAUUGCUUUGAGCUCUUGGAGUGAUUUUAUAAGAAUCUAGUGCACAAAUAUCUGAAAUUACUUCCCUCUCUGAAAGAUUGGGCCCAGAUAUGAUUGUAAUAGAAACACUCAAAGGGCACAGUCCACUGGAAGUUUUCCUGUGUGGGUGCUGUUGGUAAAGGCUUAGCAGUGCUGGAAUCCUUUUUCCAUGGCCUGGAGGUGCUGCAAAACCAUUGCUCUUUGGGCUGGCAUUUGGUGGCUGAAGCUAAGCCAGUCUGGAGUUUGUCAGUUCAGCCUUAUAUUUAGGUUUUGGUGCAGUUUUUAUUUGGAUGACGUGCUUUAGAUUUUUAUCUUUUUCUUUUAGUUUUGUUUUCAGGUGGUUGUGACCCCCCCCCCCUUUAGGCUGGGGCAGGAUAUAAAGUCUCACAGAUAAAAUUAACUGCAUGUAUAAUAAAUAAAAGGAACCAAAGUGUUCUGUGGAGUGGGUGCAUGGAAGAAAGCUGUUCUGGGAAGCACCAACAGAGAAAUGGAACCAAGGGCGGCUGCCCAUUUGACAGCAGUUGUUGAAAGAGUUGCACAGUAUUAGGCAAAACGUUUUUGUCUUAUGCUUCAGUUUUCUGUUGCACCAGUUUUUAUAAGGUUUGCAGCAGCAAAUAUUGCAAUAACGGUAAUAAAUACCUCUGAUAGUCCUUGGCAUGUUCCUCCAGAAUGAAGGUGUCAUGGGACUUUGAUGUGAGAGAUCUUAAGUGCUGCUACAUCCCCUGCCAAAAGGCAGCCUUUUGAAGACUAGAGUUCUGCAUAGGCAGGGCCCAUGGUGCAUAAAUGAAAGAAAUGGUUCAUCCUUUUGGUGGGAAAAGCUGCCCCAUGGGAGGGGCCCCCCAACCGUUUACAAGUUUGGCUUCUGAAGAAAUAGAAAUGGAGAAGUGUCGUCGUGUCAGGAAUUUCCACUUCAGUCUUUGAGGAAAGGGUUAAGUGGCUUUGGGGAUGGGCAGUACUAGGGAAACUGAAAUUGUUUUGGACAUCUGAAUUCCACUCUAAUAAGAUGUCCCAGGUGGCUGGGGAGUAAUCCUAAAAUAGCUGCAGCUCUUAAUUGCUUUUGUAAAGUCAGGCUUGCAAUCUCUGGGGAGGAACAGCUCCCUGGCAUGCUUUGAUAGCUGACUAACCUUAGAAGGUGUGUUUGUGGAUCAGAGAUGAAGGGGAAUGUCGCCAGCAGGUUUUAGGGAUGCCCCUAAGGCCUAAAGCUGCCUCCCUUUCUUCUCUCUCUCUCUCUCUCUCUCACACACACACACACACACACACACAUAUAUAUAGAGAGAGAGAGAGAGGAAUCCUUAUCUGUGAUAUGUCUGUUGGAGAUUUCAGGUGAACACAAGGAACACAGCAUUCACCACCACCCCUCUGCUUUGUAAAACCUUGCUGGUGUUAAUCCAAAAUAUGCCAUAGCUAGCAUGCACCAUAGCCAAGUAUGUAUUCUAGUAAAUAUGCAGGAAAAGAAACUUCUAGAGUAACUACAAGUUGCCGGUGUGCAGCAAGUGGUCCAGGAUCAGAUGGGAGCAAAGACUUAAGCAGGAACAAAGUGUGGAGGACCAGGCAGGAAUUCAGUUACCUGCUCAGUUGCUUGAGGCAGGCAGGGGAAAUGACUGCUGGGGUGAAUCGGUUGGGAGAGGAAGUCCAGAAGCUUCUGUCUGUGUGUCUGGAGAAAGAGUGUAUGACCUUUUUUACUUGGUUAGUGCCAAGGCUUUUUGUAUUCUGUGUAUUAAUAAUAAUAAUAAUAAAUAUUAAGAUGUCUCAUGUUGUGCAAAGGACCAAGAAACAUGAAGGGUGAGAGAGCUGCUGCAGUAACUUGCAGGACCUGUGCCAUAUUUGUCUGGAGAACAUGUAAAUAUACUUGUAGCAAGUGCCAACUGGUUGCCUUGCUGGAAGGGAAGAUACAGCAACUUGAGACCCACCUAGCCACUCGUUGAGCUGCAGGACAAGAUGCAUAGUUUCUUGAUAGAGCUGAGUGGACUGUGCUGGAACAGCAGCACAGGGUGGGGUGCCCAUACAGAGGAGAAAGAUUGCUCAUUGCAAGAGACAGUCCCCUGGAGGAACAUGACACACACAAGUAGGACUGUCAGGGUCCAUGCUGUGUCAUUGGAGCUGCAAAAGCAAUUUCAUGCUCUCAUCGCAGACACCGAUUCUGGGCCUGAGGAGCUAGGACAGCACUUGCCAACCUCAGAAUAUACCAAAGUGGCUGUGAAAGGUACAGUGCACAGAAUGAUUCCUGCUACCCGCCCCCCCCAGAAGACGAAGAGACAGGAGGAGGUGGACUUGGAGGAUAACCCACUUGCUACCUUUCAAGGAAAUGAACUCUGAGAAAGAGAAUUGCAGUCUGAAGAAGACAAGCCGAGAGGAAGUAGCAGCAAGUAUUUGAGCCAUUAGGCUCCUGGCUUUGUAACCUAUCCCAAUAAUAUCCAGCUAAGCUCCAGUAUACAAGAGGGGAAGACUCAACAGCAGUUGCAGACCUUAGAACAUUCCAAGGAGCCUUUAGAAGACACACUGUAUAGAACGAUUCCUGCCAUUCCCCAGAGGAGGAAGAAACUUAUGGUGGUGGUAAGUGACUCCCUACUGAGGAGGAAAAAGGCAAUAGUGUGUGAAGGAAACAGGAUGUCCCAGGAGGUGUGCUAUCUUCCAGGUGCAAAGAUUCACAAUGUGACAGAGAAGUUGCUGAGUCUUAUAAAGCCCCCUGACCACAACUGCUCCUUUUGAUUCAUGUGGAUACAAACAAUACUGCCACAGACAGCCUUCCAGCUAGGGACGAUGAGACUCUGGGCAGAAGCUGUAGAGUCUUGGGGCACAGGUGGUAUUUUCAUCUCCUUCCUUUUGAAGGAAGGUGUUGUAGGUGGUGUCAUCAGGAAGGUUUGGCUUCUUGGAUCAUGAUCUCCAGUUCCUUGAGGAAGGACCUCUUGCAAGAUAUGGGCUGCACCGCAUAGUGGGUAGCAAGAAUAUGUUUGCUAAGAGUCUCACAAACCUGAUCAGGCGAGCUUUAAACUAGAUCUUGAGGGGGAGGAAGACAAUAUUACAGAAGACAGAAGAACACCUGGUUCUGCAGAAAAUAGCUUCAUUGAUGCACAGGAAACUGAGGUGGUACGCCGAAAACCUGUCAAAGGGCAAGAAACUACAAUAAAGAAGCAGCUAGAGAGAAUGACUGUUGGUUUCAGUUGUCUGUACUAAUGCACAGAGCAUGGGAAACAAGCAAGACAAAUUAGAGCUCUUAAUACAGGAUGGCAAAUAUGACCUAAUAGGUAUUACUGAAACCUGGUGGGAUGAGACUCAUGAAUGGAAUGUAGAAGUUGAGGGGUGUAAUCUAUUCAAAACGAAUAGACCAAGCAAGCAGGGAGGAGGAGUAGCAUUGUAUGUAAAGGAAGUGUCCACUUGUGAGCAGAUACAUGACCCGGAGCACAGAAGACAGAUUGAGAAUAUAUGGAUAAAAAUGGUAGGAGAGGGAAACAACAGUGACCUUACUGUGGGUGUCUGCUAUAGACCUCCAAGCCAGACUGAAGACUUAGAUGAUGCCUUCCUACAACAGAUUACCAGACAUUCACAAAGGAGCAAUAUAGUAGUCAUAGGAGACUUCUACUUCCCCAAUAUCUGUUGGAACUCAAACUCUGCCAAGAAUGUAAAGUCGAACAAAUUUUUCCAUUGCCUUGCCAACAAUUUCAUUUCCCAGAAAGUGGGAGAAACAACAAGGGGAUCAUCCAUCUUGGACCUGUUUCUCACCAACAGAGAAGAACUGAUUGACGAAGUGGAAGUACUCUGAAACUUGGGAGGAAGUGAUCAUGUUGUCUUGGGUUUCAUUUUAUACAGGCAAGGGAAAGCUUUAGGAGGAGCUUUCUGAGGGUAAGAGCUGUUCGAAGGUAGAAUGAGCACCCUCAGAAGGUGGUGGACUCUCCUUUGUUAGAGGUUUUUAAGCAGAGGUUAGAUGGCCAUCUCUCUUUUAAACUUUAGUUGAGGUUCCCUCACUGCAGGGGGUUGGACUAGAUGAAUCUCUUCCAACUCUAUGAUUAAUAUGAUGCCAAAUACUCCCAAUUCUAUACCAUUAAGUAAUUUCUGCAACAUGUAUGAUUUAGGUAAAUGAAGCAAGUUUGUCUGACAACUCUCUCUGUAUAAUUCUGCUUUUUCAUUAUUUCAUACAUCUAUAUAUUUUCCUUCUGCCAGUCAUGGGAAAGAGCAAGCAGCCAUGUCUUGCCCUGAAGCCUUCCCACCUGCUGAAAGUCAGAGUGGAUUGGUAUUGGUAUGCUAUAAAUAAAGUUUCCAUUUUUUGUGAUUCAUGAAUUCCCUGAAUAUGAGUGCGUAGAAUCAUAUAAUUGUGGUUGCUGUAACAAUUCAAAAUAGUUGUUUGCAACCAAAUGGAACUUUUAUAUUACUGAGGAGCAUGAACUAAAACCUCUGGUUUUGCAGUUCACAACCCUUUUGCCACUGCACAGUUGUUUCUGCUUAGUAAUAAGGGUUGCAGUUAUAAAAUUCAUAUAUUUCUUCUUGGCUCUCUAUAUACAUAAGGACACUAAGCAAGAUCACUUAUUUAAGGACAAGUGCUACUAACACAUUGGAUGUGCUGGAUUCUGGGCUAAGUGCCCAGAACUCUACAGAAACAAGGCGUAGUGUUAGUGAGCAAAAGUGUUUUCUUUAGUGAAAUGGAAAGUAAAUGUCCAUGCUGUCUGUUUGAAUAAUGCAUAUUUUUAAUUUGUUGCAAUAAAUACAUUAACAAUACAAAAAAUUAAUGCACGCCCAGUUGCAUCAUACCUUUAACCCAAGACAAAUAUUCCCCCCCCCCCCAUUCUUUCUCUCCCCCACUUUUAACAAGAAAAGCAGGUUUUAAUUCAGUGGCUGCCUUCAGAUGGCACGCUAAACUAUGGUGAGAUGUGAACGAGCCUUUCUCUGCCUCUGUGUUCUUCACCAGUAAAAUAUGAGCAUUCAUUGACUGCCUUUGACUAUGUCUUCGUGCAUCUCUGCUGAUAAACGUUUCUGUUUAAAGUCCUGGUCUGUAGUCUGGGACCUUCAUACUAACAGCACAGGAUUGUGUCCAGGGGAGGUUACUUUGAUGCUGGUAACACAGUGGUUUGAAUUCACCCCUGUAGGUGCACUCCCAUUGUCUCUCAAGACAGACGGAUGCCAACAGUCCACAAACGAAGGAACAAUUCAGCUCCUGUUUAUUUUGGGGUGGGGGAUCUUCCUCCAGCUUGUGUGUCAAGCAGUCCUCACAGGGUGAUGGUAGUCGUAAACUACUUGCUUACCAGUACAUUUUGGAGCAUCUGUUGACCAGUGUUGCAGAUGAGCGUGGAAGAAAGGUGUGCAUUAUUUCUGCACAAAGGGUAGAUGAGUGGUCAUCCUUCCAUAUAUACAAAGCUUGUUUUCUGAGCUCUUUCUGAAGAUGGGCUGGGAAAGCAGUGUGCUGUGAUAAACAGCUGACAUAACAGAAGUGGCAAUAAUCCUCCAUUAAAUAUCUUUCAGCUGAUGGGGCUCACCGGAUAAUUGACUUUCCAGCAGGAAUUACUGGCUCAAACUAAAUCAGCAGGCAUUAGGGCAGCCUGCUGCUGUUUCGAAAGGGAGAAUGUAGCUUUGCCUGACUCUGACAGGGACUAUUCAUCUUGGUAAUUCAGUGUAUGUGUCACUACCAGAUGACACUAAGACUGUAGACACUAAAGUGGCUCUAAUUAAAAACUGUUUUUGUUUGGAAUUCCCUUCGUGAAUUCAGUAGCUUUUUAUCUGAUUUAAGAUCCUAUGUGCUCACCACCAGAUGGUGGGUGGGUGAUCUGAACCAGCCGGUGGUGUUUGACCUCCCCCGGUUCGCUUUUUGUCUGUUGCCCAGGCUACCUUUUACACUGUGGUGUUUGCAGUUCAGAUGGCAGCAGAAUUUGUCCUUCCGUUCCCACAACCAUUAGAAGCAAAUGCUGCUUGGCCACUUCUUCCUGCUCUGGCAACUCCUUGGGAUGAUGAGUUUCUCAUUGAAACGUGUCUGCAGUGGGAGCAGAUCCUAGUGGGAGGGCAACUGCACCUCAGUCCCAUGAAGUUAAAGGUUCACAUAAUCACAAAGUGGGUACAUGUUAAACGGUGUUCAGGGGUUUGCUUGAACGUAAGAUGUUAAAUAUAGGGCUGAAGCAAGGUGCACAUGCCGUGUCUUGUGGUUCCAUUACAGUGGGGGGGGCGUGUAACCCAUAUACACAAGCAGGCCAUGUAAAGGGCUUGAAAAGAGUUUGUGCAAAUUGAAAAAACAGUUGCUUUUCAUAUGCACUGUUCCAGAACAGAGUCAGAAAUCGCCCUUCCUUGAGCAGGGGGAGGUCUUCUCUGAAUUCAGCUCUUAGUUCUUACUGAUGUUGACCCACAGAAGGUGGCUGUAGCAGUUAGGAUUUCCUGUUUCUUGACCUAAAUGCUUCCUCUGUUGUAAAUAACCCAUUAGCGGCCUACCUUUUAAUCACUGCCUCUUUGUUCAUUUUCUUCUUUAGAAUGGGAGCCUGAGCUGGAACGAAGAAGCUGAUGGCAGCAGAGGAAGAGAGGUAUCUCGAGACUUUGCCAAGGUCAGUACAAUGACUUGAGUUUGAGUGUACAUUUGAGCCUAGUGGGAAAACAACAUUUGAGUUGCAUUCUUUAGGGUGUCUCUGAUGCUGCGUCGAGCCUGCUUUCACUCACACAAGACUUUAUCCUCUCCUCCCCACUGUAGCUCCCCAUGCACCCCAAAAUCUGUUUGGAGCAGAAUUUGAGGGGGCACUGGUGGGGUGGGCUUCAGGGGAGGAUAAGAGGAAGGGGUAGUCCUGUUACACAAACAGCAGUGCUCAAUGCAGCCCAUUGCAGUGAAGAAUGUGUUAAUCCCUGGUAUGGUUCUGCAGCUGGAAGAGAAUCCAACAAACUAGAUUUCAAGGUCCAAAGAUACAGCCCAAAUUAACCAUAUGUCUGGGUUGCCUUGUUUUUCCUUCCAAACCCAACCCAUCAUGAAUUAUAAUCUACUUGCUUUAUUCCCCAGUUGUAUGAACUGGAUGGUGAUCCUGAACGGAAGAAGUUCUUGGAUGACCUCUUCAUUUUUAUGCAGAAGAGGGGUGAGUAGAACUCUUACGCUGAGUUUUGUUUCGAUAACCUGAAAAGUCACAGAGAGGAAUACACCUGCUAGUGUCCUAUGUUAGAAUUGGACUCCUUCUAAUGAAGCUGCUGCUUGGAUUGGCUUCAGAGAUUUUGUUUCUUGGUGGGUGGGGAGGAGAGGAAACAGUACCUGCUGCUUCGAAGGUGGAGAGUUAUGAAAGAGAAUCCCAUGAAACAGACAGCUUAGUUGAAGUUGAAGUAAAAGAGAUACUGUCGUUUCCCCCCCUUCCAGACUUGGUUUGAAACAAGGAUAGACUCAGUAUUAUUGAGACCUGUUGCGAGGCGGUUGCAGUGUAAACACUGACAGCGGGAAGGGAAAGAGGAUAGGAAGAAAGGAAACAGCAGGAAUGACAGCAUUUGCGCAUACAUGGGUUUCCAUUUCCCCUACGCCAACCCAAGUAGAAGCAAGAGGUCUGUUAGGGAAAUGUGCCUCACUCUGCAACCACAAGUUUCUUGUCCUCAUGGUAUGUUGAAGUAUUUAAAUAGCAAAUGUCCUUAAUGGAGCAAAGAAAAGAAGCUGUGUGUGUGUGUGAGAGAGAGAGAGAGAGAGAGCGUGCACGCUGGGGGGGGCGGGUAGAGAGAGAGAGGCUUCUAAACAAUCUCAGCAGCUAAGGCAACCCAUAAAAAAACAGGUUUUUCUGUUACUGUCAAAUAAAUACAACAAAUCUCCUCCCUGCUUAGUGCCACUAAAUUUGGAAGCAAAAACAUAACCUCUGUUGUCUGUAGUGUGUUUUGCUUGCGUCAGUCACAAAAUUCAGGGUUGCUGUGAGGCCCUUUUAGCUCUAGAUAGAUUUCUGAAGUUGAACAAGCUGCUCAUCCUUUCCUAGGUGGCACCAGUAUUGUAAGGUUGAAUCAGCACAGGCUGGUAAGUUGAGGAUUGAUCUUGGAGGCCCAGUGUGAAAGACAAACAGCAGAUUUCACAUGAGCUCCUGAAAAAAGAGUUGAGGAUGAAAAGCCCUGGCCCUGGAUACCAUCCCCUGACAGGCUAUUUGUGUCCAGUGCCCUGCUGCACCAGGCCUAAUGCAGAUCAAAUGUGUGGGCCUCCUCUGAGCACAGCAGGUUGCCACAAAGCAGCUGCACCUGCAAGUGAUAAAAUGCCUCUUCAGUGGCAGUAAUGACGAGAGAGGAGAGGAAGGCUUUAACACACUGGGGAGGGGGGAGAUUGCCCCCUCUGUGACACUAAAAUAGAGAAAUGAGAAAAAAUGGAGCUGGUUCGUCAACCCUUAGCCCAUGCCUUCAAAUUAUAGGACUCUGUUUUGGAUUCAUGAAGACCUCGUCCCUUUCUUGGGCUGUCCUGAAGAUGAAAGGUUGCCUUUGAGAAUUGCAUUUCUGCAAAAGCACUCUCAUCUGUUUUAGGGCCAGCAGACUUCCUGAGAGCUAUUCAGGUGUUAUGGCUAAGGUUUGGUUAAGCAACCGACGUCCUUGUCCCUUGUGCAUAAAGUUACAUGAGUUUAAAAAUGGAUUAAAACAACAAAUUUCAGAGGAGUGGAGCUACUGCUACCUGGUGCACCCACCCGCAGGCACAGGCUGCAUCCCAGAAAAGAGGAAGGGAUUUGCUAUACAAGCUUAAUGAGAGUUAUCAUGGUGGAUUCCUUUUCAUUGGUGUCUGGAUUGAUCCUGCAAUGACUGAGUGAGAGGAAACAAGAAGGAGAUCAAAGUAAUAGGGCUCUGUCCGGAAAGACUGAAUCAUUCAAAUUGGAUGGUUCAGUCUGUAGAGCAGGCGUAGGCAAACUCGGCCCUCCAUAUGAUUUUGGACUACAACUCCCAUCAUCCCUGGCCAGCAGGACCAGUGGUCAGGGAUGAUGGGAAUUGUAGUCUUAAAAAACAUCUGGAGGGCCGAGUUUGCCUACGCCUGCUGUAGAGCAUGAGACUCUUCAUCUCAGAGUCAUGGGUUCAAGCCCCAUGUUGGGCUAAAUAUUCCUGCAUUGCAGGGGGUUGGACUAGAUGAUGCUCGUGGUCCCCUCUGUUUUUAUAUUGUAGAGUUAGAAGCGACCCCAAGGGUCAUCAAGUCCAAGCCCCUGCAGUACAGGAGUUGCAACUAAAACAUCCAAGACAGUUGGCCAUCCAACCUCUGCUUAAAACCUCCAAGGAAGGAGAGUUCACAGUCUCCCAAGGGGGACCGUUUCACUAUUGAACAGUUCUUGAUUGUCAGAGAGUUCUUCCUGGUGUUUAGUAGGAACCUCCUUUCUUGUAACUUGAAGCCAUUGGUUUGAGUCCUACCCUCUAUGGCAGGAGUAAACAUGCUUGCUCCAUCUUCCAUGUGACAGCCCUUCUGAUAGUGCCCAAUGCUGUCAUACACUUCCCCUUGUCAGAGAGCUGUUGCCAGAGAAUUUUUGUUUCUCAAAGCACACCAUAAAUGCAGAAAGGGACAAUGCCAUAAAAGUCAUUUAUUAAGGAGAGAGAAAAGGCCAGACUUUGUUAGACCCUCCACGAAAAUUGUGUAGGCAGCCUCCCUCUUCCUAGUAUUGUCUUCCCUACAACAUUCUAUGUCAAGUAGGGAUUUUGGGGGGGGGGCAUGGGAGGAGAGAGUUUCUGCUUACAAACCUCCUGGAUGAUUUGGUGGCUGUUGUGUGAGAAAACUGACAUGUGAUGAUCAUGACUUUGGGAGCUCACUUACUAUACUCAUGCGCCCCAACAGCUGUUUUCCUCUGCUUAUCGAGGCUGCCUGUGACGGAACUUGAGCUCUAGUUCAAAAUUUAAACAAGGUAAUUCAUUAUACGAUUAUAAGAGCCUGGCUUCUGGAUCAGACCCAUCUAGUCCAGCAUCCUGUUCUUACAGUGGCCAACUAGAUGCCUCUAUGGGAAGCCCAGAAGCAGGACUUAGGUGCUCCAGGCCUCUCCCCACUUGUAAGUCCCAUCAGCUGGAGGUAGAACAAUAGUCAUCAUGGCUAGUAGCUAGUCACCUUGAUCGAGUAUUUAUUUGUGAAAGAUAUUUCCAUCCUGUCUUUCCACAUCUGAGGAAAUGCUCUGAGUGGCUCAUGUUGUAAUCAUAUAGUAAAAACAGGAACACAAUAAAACAAAUAAUUAAAGUAAGACAAGCACCAUAAAAAUAGUCUAAGCAACAGGGACCAAUGCCUCAAAUUUCAGCAGGCAAGCUGUCAGUUUGCUUAAACUUCUUCAGUAGGCUCUGAGGGGAAAUGUGAGCAAGCAUCUCCAGUGGCAGAUAGUUCCACAUCCUAUGAAAUUAGCCAUAGUUCAAGCUAUAAAAUUUGUGCUCAUUUAUUAUUUAUUAUUAUUUAUUAAAUUUGUAUACCGUCUGUCUGAAGACCAUGGGGUGGUUCACAACAUAAAAAUACAAAAUGCAUAAUGAAACAAGAGCAAGAACAAACAAAAUAACACCCCCCCCCAAAAAAAGACACUUUUUAAAAGCCAUAGAAUGUUUAAUCAGCCAAAGGCUUGGUUAUAGAAAAACAUUUUUGCCUGGGUCCUAAAGAUAUGUAAUGAAAGUGCCAGGUGAGCCUCCCUGGCCGGAGCAUUCCGCAAAUGGGGAGCCACCACAGAAGAGGCCUGUUCCUGUGUCGCCACCCUCUGGACCUUUUGUGGAGGAGACACAUGAAGAAGGGCCUGACUUCGUUAGCUUUCCCCUUCCAUUCUUCUGCUAGCUCAGCAUCUUAUUCUCACAGUGUCCAACAGAUCCAUUAUAUCAGAAGACCAUUGUCUGCAUUUCUUUAGAAAUCUUCUGGAAAAGGUAGGUUGUUUUCCAGGCGAAUAAACUAUGCUACAUAGGGAAUAUCGGUGUGCAUCAAUUCUCAAGAAGGCAAGGAUGCUGGAUUGCAAAUGGUGGUGUAGCCAGGAAAACCGUUUUGUUCAUUUAAGUUCCUCCUUUGUGAAGAUCUCAUAAAAAGCUUCUGAUUGUGCCAUUCUGCUGCUGCUCAAGGUUUCCUACGUGACCUUUGUUUUCCCAGAUGGCUUGUCCGUUCUGAGUUUGAUGUAUAUAUACAUAGAAGAGGCUUUGUAAGCCCAAGCGUGUGGUUUUAAUGUUUUCCUGCUGUUGUAUGGCCUUAUCUGCAUGUUUUCAGAUGUGGAAAAGCUUGCAGCAAAUACUGAUAUUGAUGAAAGCGUUUGGCAGGGGGUUCUUUUAUCUCCAGGCAGCAGUGGCACUUAUCAAGCCUAUCUAGGGAAUACCCUUAAUACCUCCUUUCCCCCCCUUUUCUUUCCUGCAGCUUCACCACUAAGUUUUUGCUACCUGGAGGAUAUCCUAGAGUCUGAAUAUUGCCGAUAUUUCUCCUUCAGUAGCAGGCCAAAUCAAGUGAGCUAACAGGAGCAUGUUUACCCUAAUUCCACUAUACAAAUUCCUUACAAUGGUGUUGUGGACUUUCUGUUGCGGGUCCUGGAGGAGAUUAGGGAUGAGCAAAGAAAUAAGGAAAUUGUGCUCUGUUGCUUUGAACUAAAACUAGUGAAAAAUUCCCAUCCCUUUUCAAACCCCUGAGCUCCGAAUUAUUGUGACACUAAAAUUCAGUUAUUUGCUGCUGUGGGCAAUUGGUCCAUAUCAUGAACUUGGAGUAUUUGUAUGGAAAAGAUAGGAGAAGGAUACUGAUAAAUCUUUUACCAUACACACUGUUAUUGGCUACUUUUUCCAUCUCUGAGCUGGGAAGAUGCUAUUCCUUUAGGCUUUUGUCUGUGGAACCUUAUGUGGCACUGCCUUGAGGAAUUUGGAAAGGAAGUCAUGGCUUCAGAGAGAGUUAAGCCAUUCACUGAUUCCAACUUUCGGAUACUUUAAUUACUAAGUAAGAACGAAGGAACAUACAGAAUGGAGUGCUGUAAAACAGCCUGCUCCUUCUUUGUUAGAAUUUCCCUCAGAAGGAGCCUUUUAUAACUAUGCAGAAGUGCCAGUCUCUUUCCAAGUGUGAAUUAGGUGUGAGCAGGGAGGACUUUUGGAGAGGGUAUCAAUGGUUCAUACCAGCAAGAUCUCCCACCUUUCUCUGGACCUCACAGGACUGUGCAUUUUGUUGUUGUUGUUGUUGAGUGCCAGUCUUCCAAAUUUGUGGGCCCUUGCUCAUCAGAGAAAUCUCGGUGCCCUACUUCACUUCAUAGCAGUAUACCUCUCACAUUAGCAUAGCUCCUUAUGAGUCAUCCACACUUAGCUUUCUUUAAGGUAAGUCACAUAAAGAUACUUCCAUCUUUCUGUCUUGCUAGGGCCCUUUCCUCAUCCAGCUUAAGAGCCGGUGACUUCUGUUCAGAUGCUUUAGUUAAUGUGUUUUACUAGUUUAAUGCUGGGCACUCAGGCCACACGAUGAGGCUGAGUCUCCUGAGUGCUGAAGGAAGAAGCAGGCCUCUUUGCCAACAUGCCGGUGGAGGCCUUUGCUUCAUAUCUGAAGCCAGUGGGCUCAAGCCUGCCCAUUUAAGCCUUUAAGACAUCAAUGGAUCUGCUUUUACUUCAUGAAAAACUGUGUUUCUGCUUCAGAUAUCGCUGGGGGAGUUAGUUCAAGGGUCAGAGGGGUGAGAACCCCACCAGUAGCAGAGCUGUUGAACAUCUGGUAAAGAUGUUAUGAGCGUGAAGUAUAUUGAACCCAGCUGUGCCAGUAGCCAUUGAGCAACUGAACACUAGCGAGGCUUAAUGUGAACAAACUCCAUGAGAACAGGCCUAGGGAGUAGUGUUGAGACACAGUGGGCACAUCGGGGCAGAUUAGGCAACUUUGACUGGGUGGGUCGCCUUGACACAAGGACACAUGUGCCUGUUAAGUAGCCUUCAGUUUGGCAGCUCAUCUAAUAAGCAGAAGCAAUCUGUCAGUCUUGCGUUAUUCAGGGGGUGAAGGGGAAGCAGAGCCCAAUGGCAUUUCCAUGGGUGCAGAUAAGAACUGGGCCUCACAUCAAAUAGAACAUGAUUAAUUGCUCUCCUUCCCAGCUCCCGCUUUGAUAAACAUAUGUGAGGGCCCACAGGUUAGCAGAUCAGGUAAUGACUAUCACAUCAGGAGGUGUGAAGAUUCACUGUGGAACUAGACAAGGGGCUUGGGGCAUGGGAUGAGUGAUGAGGGCUGCUAUGGGAUGGCCGGGGGGGCGGGGGAGCAGACAGGCAGAGAGGGCUUCUUUCUCUCCGGACUGUAUUUUCUUACCUUUCAAACAAGUCCUAAGGGCAGAGCCUGUAACUUCUUGCUUUGCCACAUGCACAGAGAUUCUGGCAACAGACGUCAGCUGCGUCUGAUGGGAGUGGAAGUCCAGAGCAUCUGCAGGGCACCAGGUUGUAGAAGGCCGGUCUGGAACAUUUCCGGCCCUUUAUUGAAACUUUGAGGUAGCACCUGGAAAAGUAUGCAGGAUUGGUUGCUCUUUGCCGCCUGUGACAUAAAAACACAAGAAGAGCCUGCUGGAUCUGGCCAGUGGCCCAUCCAGUCCAGGAUCUUGUUCUCAUAGUGGCCAAAGAGAUGCCUCUUCCAGGAAACAAGCAAGCUGAGCCCAAGCACAAGAGCCUUCUCCUUUCCUGUGGUUUCCAGCAACUGGUAAAACCAGAUGGUGGCAAUUCCUCCAGGGCCUCCAGUCACCUCCCCCAAGCACCAUAUUUCUUAUACUUGUUAAAGCUUUUCAGAACCACAUUUGGGCCCAAAUGAGGACCCCCAAGAUUAUUUUAAAAGCCUAUCACAAAUACAAAUUUUAAACAAUAACUUGAAAUAAACCAGAGUGUUAAAACAAAGAUGAGCAGAAUUUAAUACUUUCAGUAUCAUUUUUUUAAAACCAUUAAAAGCAGAGGGAGCGGAGACCUAAAAGGGGUUUAGCAUAGGGCCAACUUCCCUUGGGAGGGAACUGCAAAAUUGGGGUGCUGCCACUGAAAAGCUGUUCCCAUCAGCAAGGUAUCCUGCGUUGUUGGGGCUUACAAAAGAUUUGGGAGGUGACAAAUCAGAACGGGUUUCCUCACAGGUGCUUCCAGAAAGCCCACAAGCAGGAAUUAAAGACCCUAGCCCCCAUCCCCAUCCUCACUCCCACCACCAUAACUGUCUCCCUACUGCAUCAACUGGUGUUCAGAGGUACACUAGCUCUGAAUAUGGAGCUUCUGUCUUAGCUUAGAGUAGCCACUGAUAGGUCAGUUCGCCUACAGUUUGCUUAAUUCUUUUUUAAAUCUAUCUGAGACUGUUUUCCCAGCGCAAAAAGAGUAUUUAAGCUCUUUACCAUGCUUGCUGGGAAGGGCUGCUCAGCACACCUGCUCCAGAAGGCUAAGGAUGCUUAUGUGACAUCUUUCAAAAGCUCUGAUGGCCCUGUGAGAUCUCGCAAGAGCAUCCCAGCAAAGCUAUUUUGCACCAGGAAACCCUGGAGCAAAAAUAACUCUUAAGUCCUCUGCCUUGCUUAUGUUAAUUUGCUGGAUUUCAGCUGGCGACAUUUACCCUCUGGGUAUAGGGUGGUAUAUAAAUUCAGUAAAUAGUAGUAAUAAUAACCAUGUCUGGCUGAAAUUGUGCAAGUUAAAUGUGUGUAAGACUUGAUUGUACUAUGACAUUGACUCCAUUUUGGGGACGCAGAAUUGUGCCACAGAGCAGAAGAGUGGAGUUUUGGUAAAUUUUCAGGCUCACAGAGAGCAAAGGAUCCAGGUCUCCUGGUCGUGAUCCUUUUGCAUGCCCAUUAAUACUACCACACUCUCUUCCUAGCCAGUGUUGAGAUUCAAUAGGAAGUUUUUUUUUUUCCCUAGCAAAGUGUGUAGGCUGCUGAGCAGUGAGAAGGAAGGACAUAGUGUUAUCAGUGUUUCUUUUUUUCUGUCCUAUGGUGAUAGGACUAUCUGGCCUUUGUUACCAUGUCUCUCUAGGACCAUUUUGCAGUCUUAACUGUGUUUGUACUUUGUGGAUGGAUAAUUGGAGGUCAGAGGGAGUCAUAGAAUAGUAGAGUUGGAAGGGGACCCCAAGAGUCACCUAGUCCAUCCCCCCUGCAAUGCAGAAAUCUCAACUAAAGUAUCCCUGGCAGAUGGCUAGAGUCAUCUGUCCCAAGACCUGACAUGUGUGUUCCCCACCCUGGUGCCUUCCAGCUGUUGCUGGACUACAGUUUCUAUCAGCCACAUGCAUGAAGGCCAGUGGUCAAGGCUGAUGGAAAUUGUACUCCAGAUUAUAUGGAGGGCACCAGGCUGCCAUGCAGAGCUCAUGGCAAAGGUAGGAUUUGAAUACACGUCUGCCAAGAGGCAGGCCUCGCCCCUCUGCUUAGCAGAGGUGCAGUCAGCACGAAGCCCUCCCAAUAUUGCUGGCUCACAGUUGCCACCUCCUUCGACCAUUAACUGGGUUGGAUGGGAGCUAUAGGCCCACAGCAACUGCCAGGCAGCACGUUGGCUACCCCAUAGCAGCAUGUGGUAAUUAGCUUGUGUUCUUACGUUCUGCUGUAAUUUGGAUAGGUGUCAGCUAGCCAGUGGAAUCUCCUUUCCUUUAAAAUAGAGUCAUAGUCUCAAAGCUAAGCUGCCUGGAUGGGCAGCUGCCUAGGAACCACAGACAUGCCACCUUAUUUGGCAGGGGACAUCCUGUUGGGUGCACAAUAUUUGCCACCAGCCUGUUUGCUUGUGACAGCAAAUACCUUUCUUAAUUUUGCCCUACCUCUGGAGUUGGGCAGCAAGCACCACAGCUCAAGUAGCACCUUUGCCGUCCUGGAGAUCUUUCUACCAAGGUCCCAAACAUGCCGAUUUGGGGCAGGGAGUCAUGCAUGCAUGCAAGUCUGUUGCAGCAACUGAGCUCCGUUUAUUUUCUUUAGAUUAGAUUUGAUUUAUAUACUGCCCUUCAUCAUAAGAUCUCACGGCGGUUCGCACAAUAAAAUACAGGAUAAAAACAAAUAAAUAAGUGAAACAAAACAGCAAAACAAUACCAUCACCCUUCACACAGACACGUUUGAAAGGGUGUAGACUGUUAAUAAGCCAGAGGCUUGGUUGAAGAGGACUGUUUUUGCCUGGUGCCUAAAGGUGUGUAAUGAAGGUGCCAGCUGAAGCUCCCUGGGGAGAGCAUUCUACAAAAGGGGAGCCACUACAGAAAAGGCCCUUUCUCAUGUUGCCCCCCCUCCGAAUCUCACCUGGAGGAGGCACAUAAAGAAGGGGCUCAGAUGAUGAACGCAGAGCCCGGGACAGUUUAUAUUUUAAAUGGCUGGCACAGAGCCCUGGAGAAUUAUUCCUCUCUCCAGGCUAUAGACAUUUUGUCAUCUCCAGUUCUGGACUCAGAAAAGCCUCUGUAGUCCCCUGCGCCUGAAAGCAGACUCCUUGGGCUGCUGUUUAUUAUCUGUGCCCAGGGCUCCAUCUGAUUUUGAUUACCCUGUAUCAGAGGUGAGGUGGCUUGGGAUCAUGUAGCAGCAGGGGUGAAGCAGGGAGGGUUCCUCUGUUAGUGAAAAGGGGAAGUGCAUGCAGAAUGUAAGGACAGAGGAAACAGCCCACUCCCUUUGCUGGCAAGAGGUUGGACCCUCUGUCUGCAUCGCCGCAAUCCAAGAGGUCCCUGCGUGCUGUCGGAAUAGAGAGAGACACUGGAAAGUACAGUAGAAACGAGCUUGCCAUCAAAAGGCAACAAGUCCUGCCCUGUGCCCCCGGUCAGUGACCUUUCCCUCUGGAAUUCUCCCCUCUGACCCCCAGAUCAUUAAUCCCUCCACUGCCAGAUGACAGUAAUCCAUCAUGGGCCCUGACAAGCCUCGCAGCCGGCCGUGAAAGGAUCUGCUCAGCCUCUGUCUCUCUCUUUCUGUCCCAUGAUGCUCAUUUCUCAGCCUUUCCUGUUCAGCACUGGGGGCUUCCAAUAAAGACUUAACGCCUUUCUCUUCCUAUCAGGGGGCUGGGAGGGGAGGCGGCUGAGGGCUGUACGAGGAACCUUUCCACACUUACUGUGUCUUGUUUGCUUCUCUCAGUCUCCAUCUGUGAAAGGCUCGAGCAUCCAAAACAGCACUGGAAUGGAAAAUGGAGUCUGCUUUCCCUUUACUGUUAAAUCUAUUUUUAAAAUAUGUUUUAAAUGGCUUUUGUCCAGCCUUUCAAAUAAGCACCAAACUGUGCAUUUAAAAUUAAGCAGUUCAUGUUAAGUAAAUGCAGCACGGUAUUAAAACCUGGAAAACCAGCACUAAAAGCAGAGGAAAUACCAGAAUAAAACUGAUCAAAUAAAAUUGUCAAAUAAAAUUGUCCAACCCCCGCCCCCCCAAAAAAACCUAGGCAAGCAGAUGCCGGGCAUGUGCUGGAGAAACAGCAUCCGGCAGGAUUUAAUGUCCGCUUAUCAGCUGAUGAGACAGAGGUUAAAUCCUGCUUUGGCUGUCUGCUGCUUACUUCCCUGUUGGGAACUGGCUGGGGCAGCCAACACAUAAUUGACCCCACCCCACAUCAGCUGAUAUCUCCCAACACAGCUGAUUGACAGGUGGGUGUGGUGUGGGGGAAAUCGGCUGGACAGACUGGACUCCCUGGCAGGCCAAGAUUGGCCCCUGGGCUGGAGUUCCUCAACCCUGGUGUAGACACAUGGCUAUAACUCUGUACAGGCAACUUCCUAUUUUCCUAACACAUAUUUGUAUAGUGGAUUUCAACUACGCAUAUAGCCCAUGUGGUUUAUUUUUUAAAAAUUCACUGUAUACGAGGAAGUUAAUGCACUGUUCACAUCUGUUACCCAAGGCCAAACAAAUACUGAUGCAGUUCUUUAAAGAUGAGCAUUGCUAUUUGGGCUUUGCUUUCUGCUUUUAUUAUUAUUAUUAGAUAGAAGUUCUGCACAAAGAAGCAGUGCUAACAAAUAACAUUUGCAUAUGUUUACUGGUCCUUAUUUAUUUAGUCAGAGGGAGCAGCGGCUUCCACAAAGACAUUGAAUCACAAACAUAUCCUUGGACCUCCUCUGAUUUCAGAUGGGUUUUUUAAGGUAUUAUUGGUGGCUGGCUAAUUGGUAUUUUGUUUAUAGACAGCUUUUCAACCCCAGGGAACACCAAAGCAAUUUUUUAAAAACCACAUUUGUAACAUUAAUUCAAUCCUUCAAUUGAAAAAAUGGUAUGAAAACAGCAAAACAUAGAAUUCAGAUUUCAAGCAUAAGACAUUGUGGUGCAGUGUAUCAGUAUACAGUGGUACCUCAGGUUAAGUAAUUAAUUCGUUUUGGGGGUCUGUUCUUAACCUGAAACUGUUUUUAACCUGAAGCACCACUUUAGCUAAUGGGGCCUCCCACUGCCACUGCAUGAUUUCUGUUCUCAUCCUGAAGCAAAGUUCUUAACCCAAGGUACUAUUUCUGGAUUAGCAGAGUCUGUAACCUGAAGCAUAUGUAACCUGAAGCGUCUGUAACCCGAGGUACCACUGUAUUCCCAGUGUAUCAGCCCCAAGUUUGUUUGUUUGUUUGUUUUUACAUCUGUUCUUAAACGAAGACAAGUUCUCAAAGCAGAGAGCUCUGGGGGAAAUGUAUAAUUUGACCAGGAAGAAUGAUACAAAUAAAACUAAACUGCAUCAUAUGGAGGUUAAAAGCCUACCUAAAAAGAAAAGUCUUGGUAUUACAUAUUUCUGUUAUUACUGAUAGCUCUUGGCAGGCUGCACUUUUGCUUAGUGGCUCUCAAAAAACACAACUCCAUCCACAUGGGCAGCCGCAGAAAAUGCUCUAGGCCAGAGGUGGGGAAUCUGUUGUUAGACUACACCUCCCACCAUCCCUGACCAUUGGGCCAUGCUGCCUGAGGCUGGUAGGAGCUGUAGUCCAAUAACAAACAUCUGGAGCGGCACAGAUUCUUCACCCCAGCUCUUUCUUCCUUGAUCAAACCCCACCUGCAGGCCUGGGUCCAGUUCUGGGCACCGAUAGAUUCAAGUUACAAGGAAGGAGAUUCAAACUAAACAUCAGGAAUAAUUUUCUGAUGGUAAGAGCUGUUUGACAGUGGAACGGACUGCCUCGGAUGGUGGUGUUUUCUCCUUUACUGGAGGUUUUUAAGCAGAGAUUCAAUAGCCAUCUAUUAUGGAUCUUUAGUUGAAAUUUGUGCAUUGAAGGGGGUUGGAUUGGACUAAUGACCCUCAGGGUCCCUUCCACCUCUACAGUUCUAUGAUUCUAUUAAUGACUAACCUAGCCUACCUCACAGAAUUGCUGUGAAGCUAAGGCUGCACUUCACCUUGGAGUAAAUCUGAAUACAUUCAGACUUAUUUUUAAUAGAUAUGCAUAGGAUUGUGCUGUAAAACCUAAGCCACUUUUUGAGAAGGGCGAGAGAGUCAGGCACAGGAAGUAAACAGGGCUAGAUUUCAUUUUAUGAAUGUGGACUAUGCUGCUCUUUGUGCUAGGAACAUACAGCACCACAGAAUAUACAGAGCAUCAUACAGAGGGAUUUAAGAUUAAUUUUACUAGCUUGUAUGUUUGGUAUUAAGUACUUGUUUUAUUGCACCCAGUCCUGAGAUGAUGCGAUGCAGGGUGGGAUAUAAAUAUUUUAAAUAUAAUAUAUGACUACACUUUCUAUUGGGUUUUGAACUUUCAAAGCCAUUAGUGUAUCGUAUCAGGAAACUGGGUAAUUCUGGAAAGCUUUUUGGAAGGGUAAACAGAGCAACAUAAAUGCCCCCUUGAUUGGAGCACCUACUUGAAAUAUGCCACUUUAGUUGCAGAACUGUAUUCUUUGGGCAUAGGCUUUUAGAGCAAAGAAAGUUGAGAAUGAUGUUAACCUAUUUGAGUCUAAUGAUCUUAAGAUUAAAGAAUCAAGGAGCUGGCAGAUUUGUAGAUUUUUUAGAAAGAGUACAGGAAACAGAUAGGGCUGGUUUAUUCUACCUCCCCCAAAGAAAUAAAAGUUAGGUCCCUUCUGAAUGGAUUGUGUGUGUGCACGCGCACACACAUGCACGCACGCUAGAGUCUUUAAUUUUAGCUCUCCAUGUAAUGAAAGGGUUUCUUCCCCUCAGAGGGUAUAGACCAGUGGUUCUCCAAGUGGGCAGUAACAGUCCCUGGGGAGUGUUGGGGUUACCUAGGGUGGGUGGUAAGAGGCAAGGGGUGGCAGGAGAGUGCUGGAGGUAUGAAUGACUAUCAAACUUUGAAAAGCUGGUCUCAGUGGAUCAGGUUUGUUGAAUGAAUUAAACUAAAUAGCUUGAAUUGGAUUUAAAUAAAGUUGCAAUUAAUCAUUACUGUUUUGAAUUGGGGAUGAGUUUAUGGGAACCAAGUGGGUAGUGUCCCAAAAACAUUUGGGAACCCCUCAUAUAGACUGAUGGUAGGAUGUCUGCCAUUGUCUUUUAAGUUGGUCACUUGUUCAUUCUAUGGUCCUUUGCAAGUGUGAGAGAGGCUAUGUCCUCAACAUCUUGUUUCAUCAAUGUGAAUUUGACUUGCCCACUCCUUGGAAGAAGCAACACUCUGAAGUUGUAAAACAGCCUAACUACCCUCUGAAGACGGUUUGGAAAUUUCAGCUAGUACAGAUGGCAGACAGCUUGUUCACUGGGGCAAGACAGUUUGAGCAUAUUGCACCGAUCCUGGUCCAACUGCACUGGCUGCCAAUUAGCUUUUGGGCUCAAUUCAAAGUGCUGGUGUAGACCUAUAAAGCAUUAAACACCUCAGGACCCCAAUACCUCAAUGACUGCCUCUCCCCAUAUGAACCUGCCCGGACCCUGAGAUCAUCCUCUGAGGCCCUUCUUUGUGUGACUCCUCCACGAGAGGUCCAGAGGGUGCCAACACGAGAACGGGCCUUUUCUUCAGUGGCUCCUCGUUUGUGGAAUGCUAUCCCCAAGGAGGAUUGGCUGAUGCCUUCAUUACACACAUUUAGGCACCAGGCAAAAACAUUUCUCUUCAACCAGGCCUUUGGCUGAUUGAAUGUGUUGUGGGAGUGGGGAUUAUUGGUUUUUGUUCUUAUUUUUAUUACGUAUUUUGUGUUUCAUAUAUUGCUGUUUUAUGUUGUGAACUGCCCUGAGAUGAAGAGUGAUAUUCAAAUAUAAUAAAUCUAAAUCUACAUCUAAAUCUAAUAAUGUAGUAAUAUAUAUAUAAUAAAUAAUAAUGGCCCACUCAGUGUUUGUACGCUGUGCAUUUGGUGUUGGGUCCAGGUUUGGAAGCGCCUCAUAGGCAAGAUGCCUUCAGAUCCGCAGUCUGAGGGCAGCAUGCAAACAUAUUCUAAAAAUGCAACUAUAAUAACGCAAAUAAGCCAACAACAUAGCCCACAUUCAACUUCCCAUUCAUUCAGAAAGUCACAACAGUUUAAAACUGUAGAGCACCAUCUCUGAAAUCAUAUCGGUGCAGGCAAACUCAGGUUUCCACUUCUGGCAUCCCACUGUAAGUGCUGCUGUCUUGAGCAUUUGACAGUAUGUUCUGCACGUGGCAUCCAAUGUAUAUUGCAGGGACCCAGGACUUGCCAAGCUGUCUUCCUGCAGACACCUUACAUCUAUCCAUUGGUUACAUAGACCAGCCUUCAACGCUGCCCCUCAUUUCCCUUGGAAAAUUUGUUAGUUACCUCCCCUUUCACUCUCUGCCUUCCCCAUCUGGUCACUGGAUCAAGCAUGCUUAGGGAUAAGUUAAUACCAUACGCUAAAUUGGAUUGGGGAAGAGUGGGUGGGUAAUUAGUCCCACAGGAGGCCCCAGGGGAGUGUAAAAGUGCAUUUACUGGAUAUGCAAAGCAUGCAUUCUGGGCUUAAUCUUUAUUAAUGUUUUCACGCACCCAGCUCUCUCCUGCCUUUCUCACAGAGAAUUUACCAGGGCAGAAGAAUGACACCCAUCAGUGAAAGGAAACACUUGCACACACAAAUGUGCAUAUCAGUUUUAUUUCUGCUUUUGUGAAAGCAAGAGGAUGGGUAGUCGGCCUUGUUCUUUAUUUGCAGUUUUAGCUGGUGGCUCCGCAAAGCUCUGCAGUGCCUUUUGAAUCAUGUCAUGUCUUGCACGGAGCCACUAGCACAGAUGUUAUAAAACUGAUGCCAUAAAACUGGUUCAACAGAGGAUUGGGAGGUCUGUCGGAUACUUGUAAAACCAUUUCAUACAGAGGCUGGAUUCCUCUUUGUUCUCACAACUGAUUCCCCUAUUUAUGUAUUAUUUAUUUCAUAAAAUUUAUACACUGCUUGAUUUUAAAAAAUAUAAAACAAGAAAAUCAAGAAACAUACAGCAAUACUUUAAAACAUACAAAAAGUUAAAAUACAAAAGCUUAAUCUAAACUUUCCAACCAUCUGGGUAGGUUUGUCUACACAAGAAUGAGUACAGUGAGGGCACCUGCUUGAUAUCAGUAGGCAGGAGGUUCCAGAGUGUAGGUGCUGCUACGCUAAAUGAUCCUAGUCUUACAAAUUUGGAACACCUGUGGCACCUGUAAUAGUGCCAGUUCUGCUGAUUGAAACGGUCAAGUGAGCCUUUAUGCUUAUGGGGUAAGGCAAUCUCUCAGGUAGUCCCACAUUGUUAAGGGCUUUAUAUACUAGUAGAAACACCUUGAACCUGACCUGGUAGCAAACUGGCAACCAGUGGAGAUCUCUGAGCACAGGCGUUAUAUGCUGACAAAGCCUGACUUGUGUCAGCAAUCAUUCUGCAACGUUCCGCACAAACUGAAGCUUCUGCAUUUUUGGUACUGGUGUAUGUAUUGGAAGUAGAACAUCUCAACCAAACUAUAUUUUAGGCCAAACCCAUGUAUCCUUGUAUGUGAGAACUGGCCUGGUGUAUCUACCUCUGCCAUGAAGUUGUUUGAUGCAAGGUGAAUUCUCUGUCUCAAGCCAAUGUGCAAUAUGGAGAUGAUGAUACUCUCCUACCCUGUUGCAAAGAUCACAUUCCAAAAGUGUACAUAAAGCUCUGUACAACACUCAGCAGCACUGUACAAAUGCUAACUGCUCUCAUUGAUUCUUAUUAGUCUUUCUUCAAAUGUUAUGGCCCUGUCUGUACAAAAGUGUAACGUUGGGAAUAUUUCCUCAAGAGUACCACUGAGGCGGUAUGUGGCUGAGUAGAGGUUGCCGCAGAGGGAGUGGGCUGCUGCCUUCACACUCUGCUUGUUGGGUCCCUAGAGGGUGCUGCUUGGCCGCUGUCAGAAAUGAGAUGCUGUUUGUCUGAUCCAGCAGACCAUUUCUUGUAGGGCUGCAGCUUAGUGAGGAAGGUCAUGCUGCUUGUUCAGUGGCAACAGGGCUUAAAAAUUCUCAGCAUCUCCAGGUUAGGCGUAGGAAAGUGUCUCAUCUGAAGCCCUGGAGAGUCACCAUCAGUCAGUAUAGGCAGUUCUAAGAUGGAUGGGUCACUGGCCUGACUGUAGGACUCAGCUGCCUUUGAGACCCAUAAAAGCAGCAAGAAACAUCUGGAUCUCUUAACUUUUGGAAGGACGGACCACUAGGCUGGAGCAACCAUUAUUCUGCACCAGUAAGGCUGCUGCAGCCCCCAGAGUAUUACAUUUUAAGCAUAUGGGAUGGUAGUCAACUAUUUUUUUUUGUCAAAGUAGACCUCUUGGACCUAACUUAGUCCAGUUCAUUCAUUCCAGUGGGUCUACUUAGUUGCAAAUCACCCAUGAAAGGUUGAAACACACACACAAGCAUACACACCCUGUUAAGUUGUCAGGCUUUUUGACAUUAAAAAUAUGUGGCAUAAAAGAAUUCCAGAGAAUUGGUUAAUAGGAACUUUUGUUUAUCCUAGGAAGAGCAGCAAAGCAAACUCCUAAGGAUUAUGAAUGUUUUCUGCUGCGGAGUCUGACAACAUUUUGCAGGAAAUCUGUCCUCUGGGCAGCAUCUGUCAUCUUUGGUUGGGGAUUCUUGCCCUUUCCUGUCAAACUGGCCCUUAAUAUGUGAUCUACCCACUGUGGCAUUUCCUAUUCUGCCUUGCUUGCCUGUUUUUGUUGUAUUCCAUUGCCUAGAUUUGUUUACAAUGUAUAUGAAAAGAAAAGGAGCAAGCUUAAGUUCAGAAGUGAUAAAGUAGUUUUUAAAAACAUCCCUGCCAGAAGAGGAAUUUCCUUACAGAGGCUUAAAACUCCUGAGGUUGUAAAAACCAAAGUAAUCCUUCAAAUCAAGGACACUUUUUUUUAUUCUUAGCCGUUUUUCGCUUGCCUCAAACAAUCAAAAUGAGAGUUGCAUGCUUUAAUCAGCUUGAUUGAUUUAAAGCUUUAGCUUAAUUAUUGGGAGACUGAUUUUAUUCAGCAGUGCUUAGGCUGAAAAGCCAACUUAGGUGUUUUUUGGGGAGUUUUUAAUGUUUUGGCCUGGUGGUAUAAUAAAGUUGACCUUUUCUUUUAACAUUAAGGAACGCUUAAUUUAAUAACCUGUACGUGUCUCAGACCCUUAUUAAUUAUCUGGGAGCAACAUGGGCUGCUAAGACUUCUGUAAGCAGGUGUCUUGCUUCUGUCGGACAGGUGAAGACAGCUCAGAAAUGUUGCCACAGCCUGGCUUAGCAUUAUUUGAGUGAGCUGCCAGAAUACUUGGAACUCGGGAGCUCUGUCAUGAUUGUCAACCCUCCCACUCAUUUUUUUGGCUUGAAGUAAGCCAUAGUUUGCUAUUUUUUACAAACUGGCAAUGGUUUGUUUCACACCAGGAUCGGAGGGAGAGAAAUCUCUCUGUGGGAGGGAAAGAGGGAGUACCUGAACCCAAGAAUCCUUAUGCUCAUUAAAGACAACACCAAACCAUGGAUUGCUAUUUAUGAACUGCCAUAUAACACAAUGGGGUUUGCUAAUGUUGCCAAGAAAUCUCUUGCUUGCAAACUUUCUGGUUAGGAAGAAGUUUUGAUUUAAAGCUUUGGAUCUAACUGUGUGCAAGUGUCCUGGCACCUCUUUCUCCAAAAACAAAGGCACCAGAAAAGCAGAUGGGGAAUUUAGACCAAAGAAGCAAUGGCAUGGGAGGGGCAUUUCUCAACUCCAUAUUACCCUCCACCCCAAAAUAAACACAGUUAUGGUGGCAAGAGAUAAUGAUCCACCUUUCUCAUGCAUCCAUUGAGCUCCAGCCUCUACUCCAGGCCCAGUAUUGGGCUUCCUUGAGAACCAUAGAUUGGGAGUUCUGUUUCAGCUAUGCAUUGUGUUCAUAAUCCAUCCAGCAAAAAGGACCUGCUGAAAAGGGCUCUUCUUUCCGUUUGAGGGUUUUGUAGUGUUCCGCUAUUCAUUAAGUAUAUAUCACUUGAAUUCUGCUUCCUUGUGUGUGGUUUUUUAAAACGUGCCAAACCUUACUGUGAAUUUGGCCCCCUAGUUUCCAGCAUGUCAGCUGAGCUUUGUUCCUUGACAGAGGUGUUGGCCUGUGUUCCAUUUUCACAUUUCUGGGAGGGAUGCUUGACUUGUUCUUUCCAUCUUCAAAAUAUUAGGAGACUUAACAAGACCAGAUUUGCUGGCUGACAGAAGGAAGUUGUGCUGGAACAGAAAGGAAAGUUAGAGGCAACGGCCCUAAAACAUGCAGCCUCCAGUCAGUGUUGAAACCCCGGUGUUGCAUGCUCACCGGCUGCCCAUGACAGGGUGGGAAAUAAAUGCGUCAUUUUGGUUACCAAAGACUUGAGUGGUUAGGAAAUAGGUCCGGAACGGCACCAUGGCCAGACUUCAAAAGAGUUGUUCAGAUAGUUAAUACUAUUGCACCAUAAAACCUCUCUUCUACACUCCUUCCUAAUGAAGCAAAUCAGAAACAAAACACCACCUUGUUAUACACUCGUACCUUGGAAGUUGUAUGGAAUCUGUUCUGGACUAAGAGCUAAGCUGUUGAACACCAAGGUACGACUGUAUUCUCCCCUGAGCUGUGCUAUCCAAAAACUUGACACUUAUACAGGCACAGUAGGCAGCACAGCGUUCCUUCUGCAACGAUUAUGCGGUGAAAACUUUGGGAUCAAUUUUAGGGCCUGAAAAAAGGGGUGUGACUAUUAUGCGGUGGUGGUGAUUAUGUAGUGAAAUACGGUAUUUAAUUACAUAUAGAAAUAAGACAAGAAGAGGGCCAGGCGCUUUUCUCUCCCCUCCCCACCCCUGCUCAAAAAACAAAAUAUUUUGUUUUUGUUUUUGUUUCCAUUUCUAAAAUGAAAGUGCUUUCAGCUCUCUUGCUCACUCUCCCCCCCCCCCCUCGAGUCACCAUUCCAGGUUGUGAGUGCUGCAGAACUGCCAUGCAAUUCCCAGUGGUUGCAAUUUGACUUCUGCCACGGUCAGGGAAAUGGAAGGCAAAACUUAAACCACAAUAAAUUCAGUUAAAUACAGGAAAAGUUGCCCAUCUCUGGUGUACUGGUACAUGGGAACCCCUAAGGAAGAGCAUUAAAAUCGUGCUCAGAAAUGCCAUAGUAAUCUUGCGCAUGAGCCAAAACUGUUGGGUUUUCACACCUUGGCCUCCUAAACAUAAUAACGCCGGCUGUUCCUCUUCCCCUAAGCAGGGCCUCUUCUCUGUCCGUUGCCUAGGUGCAGAGCUCUUCUGUAUGGUCGGGUGUUUUGGCUUGCCCUAAGGGGAAGCGGGUGCCAGGAGGAGAACUUUAGUGGUGUUACUGCACUUCUUUCACAAAUAGGGACCCUUUUCUUGCUGGGUAGGUGGGAAUAUUCUUAUAUUUUAUAGAAUGCACACAGCACCAACAGUGUGAAUGGUACUUUGAGUAACAGACAAAGGACAGGUCACUCAUAGGAUCAUAGAACUGUAGAAGUGAAAGGGACCCAAGGGUCAUCAUCUGAGGGAUAGCUCAGUUGGUAGAGUGUGAGACCCUCAAUCCCAGGGUUGUUGGUUUGAGCUCCACUUUGGGCAAAAAGAUUCCUUCAUUGCAGGGGGUUGGGCUAGAUGACCUUUGUGGUCCAUUCCAAGUCUACAGUUCUAUGAUUCUAUGAUCUAGUCCAACCCACUGCAAUGCAGGAAUCACAGCUAAAGAAUCCCUGACAAAUGACCAUCCAACUUCUGACUAAACACCUCCGUUGCAGGAGAGUCCACCUUCUUCCAAGGCAGUCUGUUCUACUCUAGAACAGCUCUUACCACCAGAAAGUUCUUCCUAGUGUUUAGUCAUACUCUUGUUUCUUGUCGUUUAAAUACAUUGCUUAGGGUCCCCCUCUCUGGAGUGGCAGAAAACAAGCUUGCUCCAUCUUCCAUGCCCUCGCCUGCCGUUCAGAUAUUUCAAGAUGGCUAGCCUAUCACCUCUCAGUCACUGCCCACAGCAACUUACAAUCUUAACUUCGGCUCCAGCAGGGCGACAGAAGGAGGAAAAACAGAGAGAGAGAGGAGAUGAGAAGAAUACACAUGCACUUGGGUUUACACAUACUUGGAUUUAGAUUUAGGAGGGGACUGAGUGGUUGAGGCAAAGGCUUUACAGGAACUGUGGGAUCACAGAGGUAGUCCAGCUGGAGUCUUAAGUGGCUUUUCCUUGCCCUCAUUCUCUUCUUCCCUUUCUCUUUCUUUCUUUCCUGCUUCCUUCGUUUUGGCUGCAGGGACGCCAAUCAACCGCAUCCCCAUCAUGGCAAAGCAGAUCCUCGACCUCUACAUGCUAUACAAGCUGGUGACCGACAAGGGAGGGCUGGUGGAAAUCAUCAACAAGAAGAUCUGGAGGGAGAUCACCAAAGGCCUUAACCUACCCACCUCCAUCACCAGUGCUGCAUUUACACUUCGCACCCAGUAAGUCCUGGACCUUCCACAAGCCUGUGUGAUAUCUCAGUCUAUAACUAGAUUAAGAGUUUGUGGCUGAAUUCUAAACGGUGUAGACUGGAAGCUUCUUGCAGCUACCCUAGGAAAGGAGACGGGGAACACCUGAAUCCUAGGCCCAUCACAACUUUUCCCCAUCUCAGUAAACUGAUUCAGAACCCUGAAAUUUCUACAUUCCUGCUGUUAGUUAUAAAAAAACAUACUAUUUUGCUUAGCUUCUUCUGUAUUUCGGGUUGUGCCUUCUUCCAGCAGCUGAUAGAACUGUUGAUUUACUGAAGUUAUCACCAAAUUGAAGCCUGCCAUUUCCUUCUCCCUCCACCCUUUUAAUAGCACUUCCAUAAUGCCAUUUUUUACUUACUUUUAUCUCAUUUAUUCUCACGCAGCCCCUAUGUAGUAUAACUGCAGUCAGGUGAAAUGUUCUGGCAUUAUAUCUGAAAUUUUGUCUGCUUAUGAACCAUGCUUUAAAAAGAGCUUCCAAGCUGGCCUGUCAAACCACAGUUUGUGCUAACUGUGGUUCAUUGUUAUGUUUGGAUCUGCAGAUCAUUGGCAAAUGACAGGGCACAAAGACAUGAACACAAACUUACAGGAGCGGAGUCCUGAUCAGAUGAGAACUAAACAGACAAGCAGCUCAAAUUAUGGUGGGAUUUGUUGUAACUAUGGUUAGCACAAACCAUGGUUUGGCUUGAUGUCUGAAUGAGCCCUGUGACUGGGCCUGGGCUGAGUCCAUCUCUGCUGUACCAAAUGCAGCGUUCUGUCUGGUUCUGCAUCUCCUGUUCUUUGUUUUGUUUUUCUAGGUAUAUGAAGUACCUCUACGCCUAUGAAUGUGAGAAGAAGUCCUUAAGUUCUCCCGCUGAGCUGCAGGCUGCCAUUGACGGCAACAGGCGGGAAGGCCGCCGGCCCAGCUACAGCUCCUCCUUGUUCAGCUACUCCCCUGCUGCCACGGGGACUCCUUCACUCCUGUGCCCUCCAAAGAUCCGCUUCCCCAUCGUUAGCCUCGCCUCUGGUGGCGGAACCAGCAACCCUCACCUGUCUUCAGCAGGCGCUCUCAGGAAAGGUCAGCCACUUACCUGGUUCGUCAUUUGGGUGGCCUGAAGGGCCAGGUGCUCAGGUUUAGCAGUCAGAUGGAUACAGUGGGUGAAGGGUGUGUUUGCACACACAUACAUGCACGCACGGUGUGGCUCACAGUGGCCACUUCCUCCAACAGAUGUGAGAAUUUCAGCUGGUUGUGAUUGACAUCCACCAUUUUUCGUGUUCUUGGGUCAGAGCCAUGUGAGCGAAGGCAGCAAAGUUUGUCACCUGGUCUUGGGACUGGUGUACGGAGGGGAAGGGUGGCUACCAUCUUCCUAGUUGUUCCUCAGCUGCAUUGACUGGCUCCCCUUUCCUCGUGCAUCCAGAAUAGACUUCUUUUUUCACCCCUAAAUGUGUUCUCCCUCCCUACUCUCUGCCUCAUUCCCUCUCUUCACUAUUCUUCAUCCUUUUGACUCCUUCACUUUUUAGCCGUUUCCAUCAUAACCGUGCAGUCCUUCCCUGAAUUCAUUUACACUAAACUUCUUUACUUCUGCCCCCUCUUCUUUUCUCCUAGUUUUAGCAGGUUGUCAGCUGCCUGCUCAUGAUCCCCCUGAAGCAUUUACAUUCCUGUUAGUGCAAGGAGGGGGAACAAGUGUCAUCCCUUCCCUGCCAAGUACAACCGGGGGGUGGGGAGCAUAAUUAUUAUUAUUAUUAUUAUUAUUAUUAAUUUAUUUAUACCCCUCCCAUCUGGCUGGGCUUCCCCAGCCACUAUGGGCGGCUUCCAAUAAAAUAUUAAAAAUACAAUAAAACAUCAGACACUAAAAACUUCCCUAAACAGGGCUGCCUUCAGAUGUCUUCUAAUAGUCAAAUAGUUGUUUAUUUCCUUGACAUCUGAGUCGAGGGCAUUCCACAGGGCGGGUGCCACUAUCAAGAAGACCUCUGCCUGGUUCCCUGUAACUGCUUCUCGCAGGGAGGGAACCGCCAGAAAGCCCUCUGAGUUGGACCUCAGUGUCCGGGCUGAACGAUGGGGUGGAGAUGCUCCUUCAGGUAUACUGGGCUGAGGCCAUUUAGGGCUUUAAAUGUCAGCACCAACACUUUGUGCUCGGAAAUGUACUGGGAGCCAAUGUAGGUCUUUCAAGACCGAAGUUAUGUGGUCUCGGCAACUGCUCCCAGUCACCAGUCUAGCUGCCGCAUUCUGAAUUAGUUGUAGUUUCCCGGUCACCUUCAAAGGUAGCCCCACGUAGAGCUCAUGGCAGUAGUCCAAGUGGGAGAGAACCAGAGCAUGUGCCACUCUGGCCAGACAGUAUGCGGGCAGGUAGGGUCUCAGCCUGCAUACCAGAUGGAGCUGGUAGACAGCUGCCCUGGACACAGAAUUAACCUGCACCUCCAUGGGCAGCUGUGAGUCCAAAAGGACUCCCAGGCUGCACACCUGGUCCUUCAGGGGCACAGUUACCUCAUUCAGGACCAGGGAGUCCUCCCCACCUGCUCACCUCCUGUCCCCCCAAAACAGUACUUCAGUCUUGUCAGGAUUCAACCUCAAUCUGUUAGCCUCCAUCCAUCCAUCCUCCAACUGCCUCCCGUCACUCACACAGGAUCUUCACCGCCAACACUGGUUCCGAUUUGAAAGAGGUAGAGCUGGGUAUCAUCUGCAUACUGAUGAACACCCCUGAUGAUCUCUCCCAGCGGCUUCAUAUAGAUCUUAAAAAGCAUGGGGGAGAGGACAGAACCCUGAGGUAUCCCACAAGUGAGAGCCAUGGGGUCUGAGCACUCAUCCCCCAACACCACUUUCUGGACACGGCCCAGGAGGAAUGAGCGGAACCACUGUAUAACAGUGCCCCCAGCUCCCAGGCCUCGCAUGCCCAGAAGGAUGUCAUGGUCGAUGGUAUCAAAGGCCGCUGAGAUCCAGCAGAACCAAGAAACAGCCACUGUCCAGCUGACCAGGCAGUUUCCAGUCCUAUGGUGAGGCUGCAGAAUCCCACCUGAAGGGAUCCAAUGUCCACCUCUAGGGUGUGCUUGGAGCUGUUCAGCAACUACCUCCGCCAAUCACCUUGGCUCAAGAAUGGAAGAUUUGAGACUAAAGAAUAGUUGGCCAGUCUAAGAUGUUUUUAAGAAGCGGCGUCGAGACCCUUUCAUUGGGUCUGGUCCCUCUGCAGAGGAAGUAUCCACCCCGCAGAGUCCAUCACCAGCCCUUCCUGCCUGGGCUGACAUUAGAUGGGGCAAGGAUCAAGGAGACAGGUGGUCGGUUUCACUCGAAUCCUUACCUUGCACAACUGUUUUGCUGUCAAACAGCUCUUUCCUUCAGAAAGUUCUUCUUAACAUAUAGCCAGGAUCUCCUUUCUUGUCAUUUGAAUCCAUUGAUUUGAGUCCUAUCCUCUGGGGCAGAGAGUUAUAACUGCUCUCAGCCAAUCUCAAGCAUCCUCCUCUGGGGCAGCAUACUUAGUAAGUGGUGGCUGGGCAACACUAUGCUGUGUCAGAUGAAACUGAAUUUCUGGACCUAUUUCCAAAACCACUUUAAUCGCCACAAUGGAUGACCUGUGCCAGGAGAAAAACAGGGAGCAGGACCCUACUGAUUUCUUUCAGACCACCUGGGCUCAGCUCUUCCCUGUCCCCAGAACCCCUACGGUCUCUUUCCUCAUUGGCCUAUUAUUUACAGUGGUACCUCGCAAGACGAAUGCCUCGCAGGACAAAAAACUCGCUAGACGAAAGGGUUUUUUGUUUUUUGAGCUGCUUCGCAAGACGAUUUUCCCUAUGGGCUUGCUUCGCAAGACGGAAACGUCUUGCAAGUUUGUUUCCUUUUCUUAACACCGUUAAUACAGUUGCGACUUGACUUCGAGGAGCAACUCAUAGAACAGCGGUGUGGUAGCCUUUUUUGAGGUUUUUAAAGACUUUGGUGAUUUUUGAAGCUUUUCCAAAACUUUCCCGACACCAUGCUUUGCAAGACGAAAAAAAUCGCAAGACGACAAAACUUGCGGAACGAAUUAAUUUCGUCUUGCGAGGCACCACUGUAUUUAUUUAUUUAUUUAUUUAUUUAUUUAUUUUUAAAUGAUAUUUAUUAAAGUUUCACAAAGAAAAAAUCACAUCAACAAAAAAGAAAAAUUCAAGAAUAAAAAGAAAAGUACACAAUACAAAAUACAAAAAGAAAAAACAGUUAAAAACAAUUCCAUCUUUUCAUCACUACUUUUACAUUUACUUGUUUCCCGGACCUCCUCAUACCUCCCUCUUUUGUAUUCCAAUUCAGUUUGUUAGUCCAGCAAUUCCUUUCCCUCCUUUUUAAUCCCAGUCCUUAAUCUUAAUAUAAUAUAACAUUAAAUUUUUACCUAUUAAAAACCAAUUUUCCAUUCUUUUAGCCACUGUAUUUAUUUAACAUAUAUACUGCCCUACACCCAAAGAUCACAUAAUUUUUUGAUGUCAGUGCCAGGGAUGAAGCAGUUGCUGCCUUAGAGGGGAAAGGGAAGGGCAGUGCUACUAAUAGCAUUGUCAGGAUGGUGCUUCCAGCCUUGGGCAAGUUGCCGGUUGAGCCAUGGCUCCCGCCUCAGCUUGCCUCCAGGUCCCUGAGUGGCCCGUUUGCUUUCCUAGGUGACGGCGUCCCCUUAACCGUGUCCACGCCAAACCGCAUUGCCAUGCCUGUGGCCUUGGCGAAUCAACAGGCGGCUGUGACGGCAGCAGCACGAACCGCUACCCUGGACCAGCUGAGGGAGAGGCUGGAGUCUGGGGAGCCCGCAGAGAAGGUGGCGCGGAUGACGGAGGAGGAGCAACGCUUCAUUCAGCAGGCCUUUCAGCGGAACCUCUUCAGCAUGGCCCGGCAGCUGCCCAUGAAGAUCAAGAUCAACGGCCGAGGUGAGGCCGCCCUGGCUCUGCGGCAGCCUUUGGACUUUAACUCCCAUCGGCCCCAGCGAGCGCCCAUAGUUCAAAGCAUCUGGAGAGCGUCAGGUUGGCAAAGGCUGAUGGGAGUCGUAGUCUAAAACUGGCCGCCAAAGUGGGUAGUAGCAUCCCCUGGGGGGGUGGGGUUCCCUAGGGGGCUCUGAGAGGCAAGGAGAUAGCAGGGGGGCACUGGAGGUGGUGAUUUAAAUCUCCUGCUAAGUGACCUUAAACCAGACAUUAGGAAACAGGUGUCACCAUCAAGCCAACCCAUCGCAUUAAGAGUUUGCUGAACAGUGAAGCCAUGACUAAAUAUGGUAUCUAAGACUUGUUCAGUGACUGACAGGCUUAUCUCAUAUCAAGUUCAUCAGUUAAGCUGAAUUAAUGGAACUAGCUUUAAUUGGAUGUUGAAUAAAAGUGCAAUUAAUUGCUACUGUUUUGAAUCUUAUUGUGUUAUUAUCUUCCUUAGUGGGCUGUGCAGACUGCUAUUCUGAAUAAUGCUUUUUGGAGGGGAGGGACUUGAUGCAUGAGGGAAGCCAGAUAGGUGCAACUUCUUGGUUUAAACCAGUGAUGAGCACAAACCACAGCCCUCAGACCACAUUUGGCCUCGUGGGAGUUUUUACCCCUUGAGAAUCACCCGGCUUCUCCUCCUUCUCACUCCUGACCCACUUGGAGUGGACCAGAGAGCUGAUCUGUCCCUUCCCAAUAAAGCUGGCAUGGCAAACUGUGCAAGCAAGUUUUCAGCCAGAACUCAGUUCUGGCACCUCUCAGGUGGGCGCCAUUGCCAUUCUAAGAGAACGAGGGAGGUGGUGUUGAUGCAUUCCGGCACCUCUUUUUCUAGAAAAAUAGCACUGAUGAGGUGCCUGCCAGAAGUCUCAUGAGAUGUACUGGACUUGCUUUGCCACUGAUGCGUCUUCAUCACUUCAGCCACAGAGGCAUGAGUACAGAAUGGUAGUUGGAAGGGACCCAAAGGGGUGGUGAGAACGGCAGGUCUACAGGGUCUAUCACAGUCAGCUGCAUGUUGGAGGAGGAGGAUGCUGGGGGCCAUUGCCCAGCCUCAAAGCCCACCGCCAGCUGGGAUGUGGUGUUUUCCAGAUGCAGGGAUCAGGCCUGCAUGCUGAACAGUUUCCACGCCAGAUGUGACCCUCAGUCCAAAAAAGAAAAAUCGCCAUCCCUGGUUUAAACCCCUUGUGCUUCCCGUGUCCAGUGUUUCCCCAGCUGAGCCAUUCAGGGCCCAUUGUUCCCUUCCAUUUAUUUUAAUGGUGGAUCAAGGCGUAGUGCAGAGCAAGGUGAAAUCUCUACCAGUUGACCAACUAUGUUACAACUAUCAGGUCUGGGGAGGUGUGUGUGUGUGUGUGUGUGAGAGAGAGAGAGAGAGAGAGAGAGAGAGAGAGAGAGAAAUGCCCAAGCCGGGUCUGUAGUGGGAUGAGCAUAACACAACUCACACUAUUCUUUUCUCCUCCCCCACCAGAGGAUAAAUCAGAUUCAGCAGCGACAUCAGCAGCACUGAACUGGACCCCCUCUGGCUUUGGAAGCAUUAAUAUGUCUGUGGAAAUCAAUGGCACAAUCUAUGCUGGUGAGAGAGAAAGAGUCCACUUCUGAAAUGGGGCAAGGGAUUGAAGCAGGUGGAUCCCUUGGAAUCAGCCGCCCAAUAUUUGGAAUAAUCCAGCUUCAGACUGAGCAUUCUGCCAAGCUGCGGAAUGGCUGGUCUCUGGAGAAAAAUUCAGAACAAUCCUCUGAUCACACACACACACGGCUAUUGAUAUGCCAUUGCCGCUCUGAGGAAGCCAGAGCAGAGACGGGCACAAAUGUCGGUGGCUUUAAAAGAGGAGAGGGCUAUCGAUGGCUCCUAGCCAGGUUGGCUAUGCUUCUGUCUCCACAGAUGGAUGCAGCAAUGCUUCUGAGUACCAGUUGUUGGGAACCACAGGAGGGUAGAGGGCUUUUGUGCUUGGAUCCUGAUUGCUCGUUUCUCACAGGCAUCAGGAAGGCCACAGUGAGAACAGGAAGCUGGACUAGAUGGGUCCCCUUUGGCCUGAUCCAGCAGAGCUCUUUUUGCAUUCUUAUGUUAUCCUUGGCCUGCUAAUCUUCCUCCCUUCUCUCUGCCCCGCAGGGGUCUUGUUUGCCCAGAAACCUGUCGUCCACCUCAUUGCCGGAUCCAGCACGCAGAGCACCGGCGGCGGCAGCAGCAGUUCCUCCCACUGUUCUCCCAGCCCGACCUCCUCCAGGGGCACACCUGGUGUAGAGCCCUCAACCAGCUGGUCUCUCUGAGGGGGAAGCAGGGAGGAGGUGCUCUCUCUCUCCCUGGCCCCAAGCGGUCCUGCCGGUGACCUCGCCUCGAGGAGCCCGCUUAGAAGACCAGCCAGUGGCAGAGAAGCAAAGAUCCUGUGCUGGCAAGGAUCCUGCCGAGGUGGUCUCUUGCUGCCCAUCUCACCUUUCUUCAGGUCUUGCUGUGUCCUCGGUGGGAAAAGGAGGGCAAGGGGGCGGGGGUGGGGGGCGGGAGGGGACACAGGGCGUGUUUCAAUCAGGGAUUCUCUGGACGGGCUGUGUGAGUUUUUGUAGAUGACUGAGCAUCGCCACUGUAGCAAAAGGCGAAGGCAAGAAACCCAUUUUUCCAUGCUUCAAACGACUUUCCCCCCCUAACGUGACUGCAGUGUAUUGACAAUCCUACCCCCCCAGAGGCAGGGGGGGAACAUAGCUCUCUCCUCUCAUAUACCACCCCCACAUCCUUUAAUUCCUCUCUCCAGCUUGCUUUUACACACAGAGAGACACAAACCCACAUUUGAUCCCUCUGUGUGUUAAUGUGCAGGUCUUGCUGGGUCUCUUUCCUCUUCCCAGUUAGCCAGCCUUGACUCAAAGAGCCAGUGCAUCUCCUGCCUCCCUCUCUCCUUCUGGCCUUAGGUUUGGCCUGCUAGCUUCCUCUGGAGGAGUCUGACAGCAUGGAAGUUCCCUUUCGUGCUGCUUCUGCACGCUCCAGCCCUGGGAGGCUGGACAGGUCUCUGGAGGAAUCUGCACCAGCUGCCCUUCGCAGCUUUGCCCAGCCUUCCCUGCAGAACUGGGGCUCAGGCGCCAGCAUUGGCAGGUUCUUCCACAGUCUCACUCCUAUCCAGCCUCCCCAUGAGGUCAAGUUGUGCAAUUCUGUUUCUCCAUUCUUUCUGCCUCAGGGGCAGGUGGGGAUGCAUGGAAUUUUUAAAUUUUAUUUUAAAAACUCUACCAGUCAGAAAGCUAAAGGUGAAAGUGGUUAGGGGGUCAUCUAGGUCAGGCACAUUUUAUGCUCCACCCACCCUUGCUUCCCUGUCCUCCCCCAAAUGUAACUGGGAUUGGGCACCUUGAUGCUGAAAGAACAAAGCUGUUCUUGCAUUGCUGCUGCCUGUGUCCACUCACUUAACACUUGCCGAGAAUCCUCUGCGAUCCCAGCCUAUCAAAGGGGGGUUGGCUGCUUCCUUGUGCAUUGGUGGGGCCAGCCCUAAUUGACUGCCCCACAGCCCUAGAACAACCAGGGGCUUCUGAGCACCUUCCCCCACAUCUUCCCUUCUAAAAUCUUGAUGAGGGAGCCAUGUGUUGUUCCUCAGGACAGAUGAACUCCUCAAUUGCUUCCCCCUCCACACUUGUGCACACACUUCGCACUUCCGUGUACCUCCCCCCUUGAACGUCUGCCUGUUUCUGCUUCCUCCUUGUAGCAGAAGCCCGCUGCCUGCCUGUGCCCCGGCAGCCCCCACCUCCUUGCCAACAGGGAUCCGCCCUCCCUCUCCUACCCUGACGAGUCUCAGUCAUGCUACAGAUCUGCAUCAGCUUCUCCUGAGCAGAUGAAAUACCUCAAAAAUAUGUACUUAUUGCUGUGUUGUUGUUGGGUUGUUUUUUUCUCUUUCUCUCUUCUGGAAGGAUUUGCAUAUGUUAAAGCUUCUUUUUAUAUGUCUUGUUGACUGCUUUUUAUUUUAAAUUUUAUAUAUUGUAGCACCAAAGACACACCAAAAAAAGGAGCCCCCUGAGUUGA
Messenger RNA from Podarcis lilfordi (Lilford's wall lizard), 46211 nucleotides. NCBI's taxonomy places the organism in Eukaryota, Metazoa, Chordata, Lepidosauria, Squamata, Lacertidae. The record is from the annotation of a GenBank genome assembly.